CAAGAAUUGGGGGCAGAUCAGCUCUGACUAAGUGCACUGAGCUUCCUUUGUGAGUCACACAUAAUAAACAUUGUCAAUGCAAGCUGGGGGACAGGCUGUGACUUGGAGCUGACACUGCCCCUUUAAAAUCUGAAUCCUGGACUAAUGAUUUAUCAAACUCUUAUUAUCAAGAAAAUGUCAAACGAAGGGCACCUUCCUCUGCACUGACGCAAACUCUCUCUGCUCUAGCUCCAUAUAGAAGGUUCUGUGCUGUAACAGUCUGCUCCAGUCUAUAGCCAGUGAGUGGACCCUCCACAGGCACCCAGGACAGAACAGGACUAUGGUGAGUGCUGCAAUUUACCAAUUUUAUACACCUCUGGGGGGAUAGGGGUACACACUGCCUUCCUGUACAUUGAUUUUAUUUGUAGAAUUAUUAACACUGUUUAAUCUCCUGGUAUAAUAUUACUAGGCAUUAUAUUACUGGUACAGUAUUUAUUAUUGUGUUAUACAGAGAGAUAAACAGUUAUAUAGACUAGCAUAGUGUUAUACAGAGAUUACCAUUAUAUAGAAUAUCACAGUGUUAAAAAGAGAGAUAAACAGUUAUAUAGAAUAUCAUAGUGUUAUACAGGGAGAUACACCUUUAUAUAGACUAUCAUAGUGUUAUACAAAGAGAUAAACAGUUAAAUAAACUAUCAUAGUGUUAUACAGAUAAAUAAACAGUUAUAUAGACUAUCAUAGUGUUAUAGAGAGAUAACCCUUUAUGUAGAUGAUCAUAGUGUUAUACAGAGAGAUAACGUUAUAUAGACUAUCAUAGUGUUAUAUAGAGAGACAAACAUUUAUAUUGACUAUCAUAGUGUUAUAUAGAGAGACAAUCAUUUAUAUAGACUAUCAUAGUGUUAUAUAGAGAGACAAACAUUUAUAUUGACUAUCAUAGUGUUAUAUAGAGAGACAAUCAUUUAUAUAGACUAUCAUAGUGUUAUACAGAGAUAAACAGUUACAUAGACUAUCAUAGUGUUAUACAGAGACAAACAGUUAUAUAAACUAUCAUAGUGUUAUAUAGAGACACAGACAUUUAUAUAGACUGUCAUAGUGUUAUACAGAUAAAUAAACAGUUAUAUAAACCAUCACAGUGUUAUACAGAGAGAUAAUUCUUUAUAUAGACUGUCAUAGUGUUAUACAGAGAGAUAAGCUGAAAUAUAGACUAUCAUAGCGUUAUAGAGAGAUACACAGUUACACAGACUAUCAUGGUGUUAUAUAGAGAGAUAACCCUUUAUAUAGACUAUCACAGUGUUAUACAGGGAUAUAAACUGGAAUAUAGACUAUCACAGUGUUAUAGAGAGAUACACAGUUACACGGACUAUCACAGUGUUAUACAGAGAGAUAACCCUUUAUAUAGACUAUCAUAGUGUUAUACAGAGAGAUAACCCUUUAUAUAGACUAUCAUAGUGUUAUACAGAGAGAUAACCCUUUAUAUAGACUAUCAUAGUGUUAUACAGAGAGAUUCACAGUUACACAGACUAUCAUAGUGUUUUACAGAGAGAUAAACCUUUACAUAGACUGUCACAGUGUUAUAUAUAGAGAUUAACGUUAUACAGAAUAUCAUGGUGUUAUAAAGAGAGAUAACCAUUUAUAUAGACUGUCAUAGUGUUAUACAGGGACAUACACCUUUAUAUAGAUUGUCAUAGUGUUAUACAGGGAGAUACACCUUUAUAUAGACUGUCAUAGUGUUAUACAGGGAGCUGAGACUCGAAACAUAGCUGACUUGGAGUAAUUGUCUAAAUCAGCAAUUUUGGCCUUAAAUUAGAAACGAGUUUUGAAUUCUGGACAAUAACCUGACAGACUUAGUUUAUUUUUGCAGUAAAAUGCUGAGCAAAGGACUAAUUAUAAUAGCAUUAAACAGGAGAAUAUCCAGGAGUAAAAUUAAACAGUAGCAAAAUCACCCUGAUAUCCUGGAAGUUGGCAUUAGAGAGUAAUAAAGGUAGCAUUACUAGCUCUGGGACAGAAUUCCGGAACAGGACACUUUAUUUCUGCACAUAGAAUUGAGGAUUAUUUUGUCAGUCCCAGGAACUUGCUCUUGUCUGGUUUUUGUACAUUGCUGUGGACAUAAUUUCCUCUCUGAUUGAGUUGUGAGCACAUAUACCGUGUGUUAUUAUACUCUAUUAUUAUUGUUAUUGGUUUUUUUUCAGUCAUUUAUUAUUAUUAUUAUUAUUAUUAUUAUUAUUAUUAUUAACUGGAGAAGCUGAAAUAGUAACUUUAUAACUUUAGUAUUAGGUUAAGUAUCUUAGUAUUAUACAAUAAUCAUCACGGUGUUAUACAAAACUAAGACAUUAUUAUACCAUAACUAUCACAGUAUUAUACAAUAAGUAACAUAGUAUUAGACAACAAUGGCCACAGUAUUAUACAAUAUAUAACAGUUUUAAAUAAUAAUUAUCUCUGUAUUAAACAGUAAUUGACACAGUAUUAUGCAAUAACUAACUGUAUUAUACAAUAAAUAACACAGUAUGAUACAGUAACUGACACAGUAUUAUAUAUUACAGAUGUCAUCAUUAUACAUUAUCUAUUACAGUAUUAUAUAACUAACACAGUAUUACAUAUUACAGAUCUCAUCAUUAUACAUUAACUAUUACAUUAUUAUAUAAGAACUAACACAGUAUUAUAUAAUAAUGAUCUCAGUAUUAUACAUUGACUAUCAGAAUAUUGUAGAAUAAUUAUCACAGUAUUAUAUACAGAUCUCAUCAUUAUACAUUAAGUAUCACAGUAUUAUAUUAUAACUAACAGUAUUAUAUAGUAAAGAUCUCAGUAUUAUACACGGACUAUCAGAAUAUUAUAGAAUAACUAACACAGUAUUAUAUAUUACAGAUCUCAGUAUUUUACAUCAACUAUCACAGUGAUAUAGAAUAACUAACUAAUGUAUUAAAGAUCUCAGUAUUAAACAUUAACUAUCACAGUAUUAUAUAAUAACUAACAUAGUAUUAUAGAAUCACUAACACAGUAUUGUAGAAUAACGAACACAUUAUUAUAUAUUAAUGAUCUUAGUAUUAUACAUUGAUUAUCAAAGUAUUAUAGAAUAACUAACACAGUAUUAUAUAUUAAAGAUCUAAGUAUUAAACAUUAACUAUCCCAGUAUUAUAGAAUAACUAACACAUUAAUAUAUAUUAAAGAUCUCAGUAUUACACAAUUACUAUCACCGUAUUAUAGAAUAACUAACACAGUAUUAUAGAAUAACUAACAUAGUAUUAUAGAAUAACUAACAUAGUAUUAUAUAAUAACUAACACAGUAUUAUAUAUUAAAGAUCUCAGUAUUAUUAAGUAACUAAUACAGUAUUAUAGAAAAACUAACACAUUAUUAUAUAUUAAUGAUCUCAGUGUUUUACAGCAACUAUCACAGUAUUAUACUAUAUCUAACGCAGUAUUAGACAAUAACCAUUUCAGUAUUAUGCAAUGACUAUCACAGUAUUAUGCAAUAACUGUAUAAAACUUUAUAAAGAGAGCUAAAGCAGCAGGGACACAGUAUUAACAGGAGCUGAAACAGAUACAGACACAAUAUGGUAACAGUUAAAUGUACAAUGUAACGUUUAUAGUAUCAUACCAAGAGCUGUCCAAUGCUGCAAUGAAGACAGUAACAAAGUAACAACCUUUCUAAUACUGAACACUAAUUAUCUUAGAAUUGUGCAGAGAGUUUAAACGGGUUUAGUAGAAACUAUUCAUCAGAAUAACAGUACUGACUUUAAAACAGUAACAGAGGAAAUGUCAUCAUAGUAACACUAGGAGCUGUCCAGUGUUGAACCUGAACCUAAAUUAGUAACACAGAUUUUCACAGCAACACUAGAUGCUGUCCAGUGCUGAACCCAAAUCAGUAACACAUAUUAUCACAGUAAGACUGGGAGCUGUCCAGUGCUGAACCUGAAUCAGUAACACAUAUUAUCACAGUAAAAUUGGGAGCUGUCCAGUGCUGAACCUGAAUCAGUAACACAUAUUAUCACAGUAAAAUUGGGAGCUGUCCAGUGCUGAACCUGAACCUAAAUUAGUAACACGGAUUAUCACAGCAACACUGAUGCUGUCCAGUGCUGAACCCAAAUCAGUAACACAUAUUAUCACAGUAAGAUUGGGAGCUGUCCAGUGCUGAACCUGAAUCAGUAACACAGAUUAUCACAGUAACACCGGGAGCUGUCCAGUGCCGGACCCGAAUCAGUAAAACAGAUUAUCACAGUAACAGUAAUAGCUGUCUAGUGCUGAACCUGAAUCAUUAAUAUAGAUUAUCACAGUAACACUAGUAGCUGUCCAGUGCCGGACCCGAAUCAGUAACACAGAUGAUCUCUAGUAGCUGUCCAGUACUGAACUUGAAUCAGUAAGAUAGCCUAUAACAGUAACAUCGGGUGUUGUCCAGUGCUGAACCCAAACCAGUUAAAUAGACUAUGAAAGCAACACUGGGAACUGUCCAUCCAGUGCUGAACCCAAACAAGUAACACAGACUAUCACAGUCGCAAUGGGAGCUGUCCAUGGCUGAACCUGAAUCAGUAUGAUGGAAUCCCAGUAACACCAGAAACUGUCCAUCCAGUGCUGAACCUGAGUCAGUUUGAUGGACUAUCCCAGAGACACCAGGAGCUGUCCAUCCAGUGCUGAACCUGAGUCAGUUUGAUGGGCUAUCCCAGUAACACCAGAAGCUGUCCAUCCAGUGCUGAACCUGAGUCAGUUUGAUGGACUAUCCCAGUAACACCAGAAGCUGUCCAUAAAGUGCUGAACCUCAAUCAGUAUGACUAUCACAGUAACACUGGGAACUGUCCAUCCAGUGCUGAACCUCAAUCAGUAAGACAGGCUGUUACAGUAACAUCAGCAGCUGUCCAUCCAGUGCUAAACCUGAAUCAGUAUGAUGGACUAAAAUAUAUAGUAUAUAUUUGUGUCAUAUUCAUUUAUUAAUAAAUCAAUGAAUGUUCAAUGUAUGUAUGUUGAUCUAUAUAUGUGUGUAUGUGUGUUUAUGAAUGUAUAUGUGUGCUUCUAUGUACUAAUGCUUUUGUGUGUGUGUGUGUGUGUGUGUGUGCUUGUAUGUAUAUACCUUUGUAUUUGUGCCUAUAUCCAUAUAUUUUAAGUGCUGGUCAGGGAAAAUUGGAAAUCGCUGGCAUGUUAUAUACUGGUACAUAUAAUCCUACCUUUGUUUAAUUAAAUGAAAUCUUCAAUCUGGAUUAUGGAUGAUUUGGGGGAAUAUUGGAAAGCGCUUUGUUUUACCCUCUGCAUCCAGAGCUUGUCUGUGGAACAGGGAAUGCGCUAUACUGAGUGACACAAGGUAAAUGGGGCGGAAAAUUAAGGAAUCUUUCUACAAUAGAGAAGGGAGAAUGGAGCCCCCCCAGCUGCCAUGUGAAAUGUAAUCCCAGGCUAAUAUUUAUUACAGCCAGCCUGGGUCAGUGUAGAGGAGAAUGUGCUCUCUGUAUAUUAAGCAUAUUACAGGUAAACUAACAUGCUCUCUAUAUUAAGCAUUGCACAGGUAGAGAAACACAUGUUUAUUCUGUGUUAACCCAUUCUUUGUUUUUGACAGGAUUUGGCAAAUCCAAUGGAUUUAGGGAAGAAGACAGUGAACAGUCCAGAUGGUGCUGCCCCGGGGCCCAUUGGGGCUGCAGGAAUCACGAAGCAAAGUGCUGAUAAUGAUAUCCCUCUACAAGCAUCUUCAAAACUCGCCAAACUGUCCCAAUCUGCUUCCAGUGACUGCAAGGGGUUCCCUUCUGAAGACCCCAAGGUUAGCCCCCUGGAGAGAUCUAAAACUGGGGGGUCCUGCAAGUCUAGCACCCCAAUUCACAGCAAUUUUGCUCAAAGGAAAGAUUCUGUAGAGAGUUUUCCCCUGAAGAAUGACUCACAGGCAGAUCGAAAUGGGCAGAGUAAUGCUGUGCAAUGCCGCAUUGUACCCCUCCAGAGUGCAGAAGGGGAGCUUCACCAGAGCUUCAGAAAGACUUCUCUGGAGCACAAUAAUGCCCAGGGGGGUUGGGUGCCCAUGACACAGAGUACUGUGGUACUAGGCACAGAUGGCAACACCUCUGUUUACCCUGGCAGCCUCGAUGGGGUAAGUUGGUCUUAAUAAUGCUUAAACAUUCUAUUGCUGCAUCAUAGCAACUACUGACGCUGUGUCUGUAAAUAAUAAUACUACAAUUACAGUACCUUACUUAUUGAUUAAACUAUCAGGGUUUUUCACGUUUGAAUUGCUGGAAAUCUAAAAUGAAUUUUAAAAUUGUGGCCACAAAGAGAAAUUGGACAUAAUACAUGAAAUUCACUUUACACUGACCAAGAAUUCCAGCCAGUCACCAGUUUAGUGAAAAAACAUAUGUGUGUUAGUAAGCAUUACUAGUAAUACUAUUACUAAUGCAACGUAUUGUAUGCCUUAUUCUUACCAAGUAUUAAUGCUUACUAAUGCACAUAUAGUUUUUAAACUGUGAACUGGCUGGAGUUUAAUCUUAAUAUUCUUUAGUAAGUAUUACUCCUGCAUCCUAAUCAUUCUUAAAGUCGUGUCUUUGUAAGUAUUAAUACUACUUUUGUUGCAUCAUAUUACAUUUUAAUAUAUAAGUAUUAAUCCUGCAUCAUAAAAAUUCACACAAAAAAAGAGACAUGUCUAAGUAUUUAUACUAAUUUUACGGCAGCUCUUGAAUUCAUAUUGCUGUGUCUCAGAAUUAUCUUAUUUCUUAUAGAUAGAUUUAGUGAAUAUUAACACUGCAUCUAAAUAUUUUUAAAAAUAUAUAUCUUAGUAAAAAUGUAUGCUAUCAUUCAUGAUUUUUUAAUUUUAAAAUUUUAAUGUUGCAUCUUAGUAAUAUAUAUAAAAUAAUUAAUUGUAAUACUAAGUAACAACACUGAAUUUCAAUAUUUUGUGAAGAUCUCUAUUGGUAUGUUUUAGUACUUAUAGUACUUUUUUAUUUUAUUCUUAAUGCUGCAUCUUAAUACGUAUUAACAUUAUUUCUUAGAGCUAAUUAAUAAAUAAGAUUAAAUACGGCAUCUUCAUACAUUUUAAAUAUGUGUCUAAGUAUAAUUAAAGCAGUUGCGGAAUCGUAACAAUUUAUAAUAAUCAUUGGGUUAGUAUUGGCUAGAUGAGUUAGAGAAUUAUUGUGUUGGAUAUUUUUUGCAUUUAGUGUUUCAAAUUUGUUUUUUAUUGAAUACAUUCUUGUGUCUUAAUAACUAUUAGUACCCUGUCCAAGUAUGUAUUAAUUCUGGGAAUUAAUAUGCAUGAAUUCUAUGUUUUAAUACCAAUUAAUAAUGUCUUAAAUAUUAUAUCUUGUUACAUAUUAUUAGUAUGUCUCUGGGUGUAUUAAUGCUGUUUCCUAGUGUGUGUUUAAUGCUGUGUGCCAGUAUGUCUCAAUGCUGUGUCAGUUUAUAUUAAUACUGAGUAUACAUUAAUGCUGUGUCUUUAUAUAUAUUAAUGCUAUACCUCAGUAUGCAUUAAUGAUAUAUAUUACUGUAUAUUAAUGCUAUGUCUCAGUGUGUAUUAAUUCUGUAUCUUUGUGUGGAUUAAUGGUAUGUCUCAGUGCCUAUUAUUGCUAUGGUAAUAAUGCUGUGGUAUUGAUGCUAUUACUACUGAGUAUUACCACAUCUCAGUGUGUACUAUUGCCAUGUUUCAAUGUAUGUUAAUGCUAUGUUUCAGUGAGUAUUAAUGUUAUGACUCAGUGAGUAUUAAUGCUAUGUCUUAAUGUGUAGUGAUGCUAUGUCUCAGCGUGUAUUAAUGAACUUUAAUUAUAUGUCUAUAUUAUGCUUUUGCUUAGUGAAUUGUAUUGAUAUGACUCAGUGUGUAUUGAUGCUAUGUCUCAGUGAGUAAUAAUAGAAAGCUUGAUAAAGGCCUCUGUGCAGGCAGAAACCUUGCAUUUCUUGUUCCAAUAAAACUUCUUGAUGGUAGACCUGGAGGGCCUAGACCAUAUUUAUUUGUUGACUUUCUGUAAUGGGGUUUGCCAGCUCCAGGUCUGGAGCACCUAGGUCUUUAUAUAAGAGUGUGUUUUCCUUUUUCUCUGUGGAUUAUCAGUGAGUAAUAAUGGCAUAUCUCAGUGUGUAUUGAUGCUAUGCCUCAGUGUGUAUGUGUCUCAGUGAGUAUUAAUGUUAUGUCUCAGUGCGUAGUAAUACUAUGUCUCAGUGAGUAUUAAUGUUAUGUCUCAGUGCGUAGUAAUACUAUGUCUCAGUGAGUAUUAAUGCUAUGUCUCAGUGUGUAUAAUGCUAUGUGUCAGUGAGUAUUAAUACUAUGUCUCAGUGUGUAUAAUGCUAUGUCUCAGUGAGUAGUAAUGCUAUGUCUCAGUGUGUAUUAAUGCUAUGUCGCAGUGUGUAAUAAUGCUAUGUUUCAGCGAGUAUUAAUGGUAUGUCUCAGUGUGUUACAAUGCUAUGUCUCAGUGAGUAUUAAUGUUAUAUCUCAGUGAGUAUUAAUACUAUGUCUCAGUGUGUUACAAUGCUAUGUCUCAGUGUGUAUUCAUGUUGUAUCUCAGUGAGUAGUAAUGCCAUGUCUCAGUGUGUAUUAAUGCUAUGUCUCAGUGUGUAUUAAUGGUAUGCCUCAGUGUGUAAUAAUGUUAUGUCUCAGUGUGUAUCAUGCUAUGUCUCAGUGAAUAUUAAUGUUAUAUCUCAGUGGGUAUUAAUGCUAUGCCUCUGUGCGUAGUAAUGCUAUGUCUCAGUGAGUAUUAAUGUUAUAUCUCAGUGAGUAUUAAUGCUAUGUCUCAGUGUGUAAUAAUGCUAUGUCUCAGUGUCUAUUAAUGUUAUAUCUCAGUGAGUAUUAAUGCUAUGUCUCAGUGAGUAUUAAUGUUAUAUCUCAGUGAAUAUUAAUGCUAUGCCUCAGUGCAUAGUAAUGCUAUGUCUCAGUGAGUAUUAAUGUUAUAUCUCAAUGAGUAUUAAUGCUAUGGCUCAGUGUGUAAUAAUGAUAUGUUUCAGUGAGUAUUAAUGGUAUGUCUCAGUGUGUAAUAAUGCUAUGUCGCAGUGCAUAUUAAUGCUGUGUCUCAGUGUGUAUUAAUGGUAUGUCUCUGUGUAAUAAUGCUAUGUCUCAGUGAGUAUUAAUGUUAUAUCUCAGUGAGUAUUAAUGCUAUGCCUCAGUGCGUAGUAAUGCUAUGUCUCAGUGAGUAUUAAUGUUAUAUCUCAGUGAGUAUUAAUGCUAUGUCUCAGUGUGUAAUAAUGCUAUGUUUCAGCGAGUAUUAAUGGUAUGUCUCAGUGUGUAAUAAUGCUAUGUCUCACUGAGUAUUAAUGUUAUAUCUCAGUGGUUAUUAAUGCUAUGUCUCAGUGCAUAGUAAUGCUAUGCCUCAGUGAGUAUUAAUGUUAUAUCUCAGUGAGUAUGAAUGCUAUGUCUUAGUGUGUAAUAAUGCUAUGUCUCAGCGAGUAUUAAUGGUAUGUCUCAGUGUGUAAUAAUGCUAUGACUCAGUGAGUAUUAAUGCCAUGUCUCAGUGAGUAUUAAUGGUAUAUUUCAGUGUGUAUUAAUACUAUGUCUCAGUGAGUAUUAGUGCUAUGUCUCAGUGGGUAGUAAUUGCAUGUCUCAGUGUGUAAUAAUUCCUAUGUCUCAGUGAGUAUUAAUGCUAUGUCUCAAUGAGUAUUAAUGGUAUGUCUCAGUGUGUAAAAAUGGUAUGUCUCAGUGAGUAUUAAUGGCAUGUCUCAGUAUUUAGUAAUGCUAUGUCUCAGUGAGUAUUAAUGCUAUGUCUCACUGAGUAUUACUGGUAUGUCUCAGUAUGUAGCAAUGCUAUGUCCCAGUAAGUAUUGAUGCCAUGUUUCAGUGAGUUAUAAUGGUAUGUCUCAGUGUGUAGUAAUUCUAUGUCUCAGUGAGUAUUACUGCUAUUUCUCAGUGUGCAUUAAUGCUAUGUCUCAGUGAGUAUUAAUGCUAUAUCUCAGAGUGUAUUAAUGCUAUGUCUUAGUGAGUAUUAAUGGUAUGUCUAAGUGUGUAUUAAUGCUAUGUCUCGGUGUGUAGAAAUGCUAUUUCCCAGUGAGUAUUGAUGCCAUGCCUCAGUGAGUAUUAAUGGUAUGUCUUAGUGAGUAUUAAUGUUAUAUCUCAAUGAGUAUUAAUGCUAUGGCUCAGUGUGUAAUAAUGAUAUGUUUCAGUGAGUAUUAAUGGUAUGUCUCAGUGUGUAAUAAUGCUAUGUCGCAGUGCAUAUUAAUGCUGUGUCUCAGUGUGUAUUAAUGGUAUGUCUCUGUGUAAUAAUGCUAUGUCUCAGUGAGUAUUAAUGUUAUAUCUCAGUGAGUAUUAAUGCUAUGCCUCAGUGCGUAGUAAUGCUAUGUCUCAGUGAGUAUUAAUGUUAUAUCUCAGUGAGUAUUAAUGCUAUGUCUCAGUGUGUAAUAAUGCUAUGUUUCAGCGAGUAUUAAUGGUAUGUCUCAGUGUGUAAUAAUGCUAUGUCUCACUGAGUAUUAAUGUUAUAUCUCAGUGGUUAUUAAUGCUAUGUCUCAGUGCAUAGUAAUGCUAUGCCUCAGUGAGUAUUAAUGUUAUAUCUCAGUGAGUAUGAAUGCUAUGUCUUAGUGUGUAAUAAUGCUAUGUCUCAGCGAGUAUUAAUGGUAUGUCUCAGUGUGUAAUAAUGCUAUGACUCAGUGAGUAUUAAUGCCAUGUCUCAGUGAGUAUUAAUGGUAUAUUUCAGUGUGUAUUAAUGCUAUGUCUCAGUGAGUAUUAGUGCUAUGUCUCAGUGGGUAGUAAUUGCAUGUCUCAGUGUGUAAUAAUUCCUAUGUCUCAGUGAGUAUUAAUGCUAUGUCUCAAUGAGUAUUAAUGGUAUGUCUCAGUGUGUAAAAAUGGUAUGUCUCAGUGAGUAUUAAUGGCAUGUCUCAGUAUUUAGUAAUGCUAUGUCUCAGUGAGUAUUAAUGCUAUGUCUCACUGAGUAUUACUGGUAUGUCUCAGUAUGUAGCAAUGCUAUGUCCCAGUAAGUAUUGAUGCCAUGUUUCAGUGAGUUAUAAUGGUAUGUCUCAGUGUGUAGUAAUUCUAUGUCUCAGUGAGUAUUACUGCUAUUUCUCAGUGUGCAUUAAUGCUAUGUCUCAGUGAGUAUUAAUGCUAUAUCUCAGAGUGUAUUAAUGCUAUGUCUUAGUGAGUAUUAAUGGUAUGUCUAAGUGUGUAUUAAUGCUAUGUCUCGGUGUGUAGAAAUGCUAUUUCCCAGUGAGUAUUGAUGCCAUGCCUCAGUGAGUAUUAAUGGUAUGUCUUAGUGAGUAUUAAUGGUAUGUCUCAGUGUGUCAUAAUGCUAUUACUCAGUGAGUAUUAAUGGUAUGUCUCAGUGUGUAAUUGAAAUGUCUCAGUGUGAGUAUUAAUGCUAUGUCUACGUGUGUAAUAAUGCUAUGUCUCAGUGAGUAUUAUUGCUAUGUCUCAGUGAGUAUUAAUGGUAUAUCUCAGUGAGUAGUAAUGUUAUGUCUCAGUGUGUAAUAAUGCUAUGUCUCAGUGAGUAUUAAUGCUAAGUAUCAGUGUGUAUUAAUGAUAUGUCUCAGUGUGUAAUUGAUAUGUCUCAGUGAGUGUUAAUGCUAUGUCUCAGUGUGUAAUAAUGUUAUGUCUCAGUGAGUAUUAAUGCUAUGUCUCAUUGUGUAUUAAAGUUAUGUCUCAGUGAGUAUUAAUGCUAUGUCCCACUGUGUAAUAAUGCUAUGUCUUAGUGUUUAAUAAUGCUAUUACUCAUUGAGUACCAAUGCUGUGUUUCUGUGUGUAAUAAUGCUAUGUUUCAGUGUGUAAUAAUGCUAUGUCUUAGUGUGUAGUAAUACUUAGUGUAUUGAUAUUAGGUCUCAGGAUGUAUUAAUGUUAUGUCGUGCUGUGCAAUAAUGCUUUGUCCCAGUGGGUAAUGAUGAUAUGUUUCAGUGAGUAAUAAUGCUAUGUCUCACUGUGUAAUAAUGCUAUGUCCAAGUGGUAACGAUUAUAUAUCUCAGUGAGUAUUAAUGCUAUGUCUCGGUGUGUUUUAAUAUUAUGUCUUAGUGAUAAUGCUCAGUGCAUUUAUACUAUGACUCAAUAAGCAUUAAUGCUAUGUUUCAGUGUGUAUUAAUGCUAUGUCUCAGUGACUAUUGAUGCUAGGACUUAAUUUGUAAUGGUAUUGCACAGUAUGUUUCAAUGCUAUGUCUUGGUAUUUCUUGAUAAUAAUGCCAAUGCUAUGUCUUGAUAUGCAUUAGCAUGUUAAUACUGUGUCUCAAUGUGUAUUCAUAAUGUGUCUCACUCUAAGUAUGUUAGAGAUUCAUAGGAAUACUAAGACAAAAUAUCUAGCAUUAAUAUACCUUAACACAGAGUAUACAUGUUGCAAUGCUGUGUUUAGUAUGAAUCCAUACUAAGUCUUUUUAUGUAUUAAUAUUGUGUUUAGUAUGUAUCAAUACUAUGUCUUAGCAUGUUUUAGUAUGUAUUAAUAGUGUUUGGUAUGCAUCAAUACUGUGUCUUAGUAUAUUUUAGAUGUAAUAAUAGUGUUUAGUAUGCAUCAAUACUAUGUCGUAGUAUAUUUUAGUAUUUAGUAAUAGUGUUUAGUAUGCAUCAAUACUGUGUCUUAUUACAUUUUAGUAUGUAAUAAUAGUGUGUUUAGUAUGGAUCAAUACUGUUUCUUAGUAUAUUUUAGUAUGUAAUAAUAGUGUGUUUAGUAUGGAUCAAUACUGUGUCUUAGUAUAUUUUAGUAUGUAAUAAUAGUGUUUAGUAUGCAUCAAUACUGUGUCUUAUUAUAUUUUAGUGUGUAAUAAUAGUGUGUUUAGUAUGGAUCAAUACUGUGUCCUAAUAUGUUUUAGUAUGUAUUAAUAGUGUUUAGUAUGCCUCAAUACUGUGUCUUAUUAUAUUUUAGUGUGUAAUAAUAGUAUGUUUAGUAUGCAUCAAUACUGUGUCUUAUUAUAUUUUAGUGUGUAAUAAUAGUGUGUUUAGUAUGGGCCAAUACUGUGCCUUAAUAUGUUUUAGUAUGUAUUAAUAGUGUUUAGUAUGCCUCAAUACUGUGUCUUAUUAUAUUUUAGUGUGUAAUAAUAGUAUGUUUAGUAUGGAUCAAUACUGUGUCUUGUUAUUUUAGUGUGUAAUAAUAGUGUGUUUAGUAUGGGCCAAUACUGUGUCUUAAUAUGUUUUAGUAUGUAUUGAUAGUGUUUAGUAUGGAUCAAUACUGUGUCUUAACACAUAUUAAUGCAAUUUCUUAGAAUUUCCAUUUUUCCAUUUUUUAAUAUUGUGUCUGAGUAUGUUAUAAUAAUAUAUUUUAGUAUAUAUCAAUAAUAUGUCUUUCUAUGUUUUAUUACUGAUUCUUAGUAUGUAUUAAUGCUGUGUCUUAGAAUACGUUCAUUUUGUGGUUUAGUAUGUAUUUAUGUUUUAUUAUACAUUAAUGCUAUGUCUUCGUAUUUAUUAAUACUGUGUAAGUCUAUUAAUGCUCUGAAGUAUAUGUUAAUACUGUGCAUCAGUAUCUAUCAAUACUGUGUCUUAGUUUUUAUUAUAAUGAUAGAUAGAGACAUGCAGAUAUACUAUAUUAUUUCCUAUGGCAAUUCUAUCUGUAUUAUGCUGCACACUAAACUGUACAAUAAAGUACUUCGUACUCUAUUAAUUUCUGGAAUGCUCAGUGGGGUAUCUACACAUUGUAAUAGAUACUAUAUUGUACAGCAGUGUAGUAGUGUAUGUUCAGCACACAUUAUACUAUUCAGCACUGUGUGCUUUAAAGCAGAGCUCCAAAUAUUACUUCAUAGCUCUGUAAACCACUACAUUUCUAACUGGUAUUCCUUGGAAGUUGAUUCCUGGAAUGUACAGUUUAAGGGUUGUUUUUUAUACUGUUGACAAAUAUAUUUAUUUUUCUUACAGGAGUGUUUAUAUUGUCUACUUUAUUUUGGUUAUAGAUAAUACAAUCUAUAUUUUUAAAAUUAAAAACUAUCAAUUACUUUUACUAUAGGAUUACAUACCCAUGCUAAUUCCAAAGGCAUAAAGGUGUGAAAGCACAUACAAUUAUUCAAAUGUAUUACCUUUUUAAUAUAUGAAGGGUCUUUUUUUCAAUGUAAUCAUAAAAGAACCCUAAAUAGCAUUAAUAUAAGUAAGAAGAACCAUAGUGUAAUCAUUUAACAUAGAAAAAACAAUGAUAGAAUAAAAUGGAACACUCACAAUUUUCAGAGCCCUUUAAAGAUUGGCUCUAAACUCUAAUAGCAUUUCAUCCACCACUGGGAUAGCUGAAAAUUGCUGGAACAAUGGACUAUCCAAAAGAAACAGGAACUAAAUGGUAAUGAUGAUACACACUUUUGUUCCAUAUAUAUAUAUUUUUAAAAAACGAUAUAAAAUACACACAACACGUUUCGACCCAAUAUAAGUCUUCUUCAAGUGCCAGACCUAUAUCAGAUUGAAACACGUUGUGUUUAUUUUAUAUUGUUUUAUUCUAUUUUAAUUUAUUUUAAUAUAUAUAUGGAAUAUACAUGUCUUUAUUAUCAUUACCACUUGGUUCCUGCUUCUUUUGGAUACUCCACUGUUCCAGCAAGGAUUUUCCAACAAUUUCCACCUAUCCCAGUGGUGGAUGAAAUGCUAUUACUGUUGAGAGCCAAUCUUUAAAGGGCUCUGAAAAUUGUGAGUGCUCUAUUUUACUCUAUCAUUGUAAUUUCUAUGUUAACAGAUUACACAAUGGUUCUUCUUUCUUAUAUUCAUGCAAUAUAGGGUUAUUUUAUGAUUACAUUGAGAAAAAAGUACCAUCAUAUAUGACAAAGGUAAUACAUUUUAAUUAAUGUGUGUGCUUUACACUUUUGUUUGGGAUUUAGCAAUUUUGCCGAGUGUACUAGGUGACAAUACAGUUUAAGUGUGUUUUAGGCUGCACUGGGUUACUAUUUGCCUAGCACCACAUAUUUCGUGUAAGUUUUUUCUUUGUAUGUUCUUCAUAUUAUUAAUAUUUUUUAUUAUUGCUGUUUAUAAGUCUCAGUCUUUGCAGCCACAAAUAUUAACAUUACCAAGAGAUUGCAUUUAAUAAUGAUUUUAACAAAAAAAAAAACAGCUAUUUUGCAAACCAUUUUUUAAAAUCGAAAUUAAUUAUCUAUCUUUUUUUUUUUUAGGAGGAUGAAGGAGAUGAAAACAAAGCUCGAGGUAACUGGUCAAGUAAACUGGAUUUCAUCCUGUCUAUGGUGGGCUAUGCUGUGGGUCUGGGAAACGUCUGGCGAUUCCCCUACCUGGCCUUUAAAAAUGGCGGAGGUAAGAUACAGGCACAAUAUGAUUUUGUAUAUUAAUAGGAGAAGUGGUUGGUCAGUCGAUUUCACAGCUACAGCUCAUUGAGAAGGACAGAAGAUAGAUGUGUGAUAGCUAGGAAGGUGUGCUAUUGAUAUCUGCACUUUUAUAAACUCAUGAAAAUUACAGACUGAAGUGCUUGAGGUGUGGGUUGUUUCCUUCAACAACAAAACUAUAGUAAAUACUGCUAUUUGGCUAUGUUGGGCAUCUGUAUUUCAGAGGUCAUUGUAGAUUGAUUUUGCAAUCUAUACAUGUUCCUUGAUAUCUGGCUGCACUACCCAACGUACAAUUAUAAGCCAGGAAUAUGAAGACACAAAGUACUUAUUAUAGGACCUUAGAAUGGCUGCUUUAACGUAUAAAAGUGAGAAAGCAUAAAUGUGAAACUAGUCAAGAUCAGGAUUCCAGAAAUAAGGAAAUACGAGUAAACAAGACAAAAUCGGACUACCAAAAAAUCAGGUAAUACAUAAAGCACUACACGAGGAACCAAUGGGAAACCACGACAGGGCAAAGACUAUGGUGCUAAAAUUUUAUUUAAAUACUGAGGUGGACAAUGAUUGGGUCAUGCAACCCCAAAAAGUGUGGGAAAGGGCUAACAGUGAUGACUUGGCAUUCCCCGAACUGUAAAUGAUGCUAGGCCUCAUAUAAAUAUAAGUAGAGGGGCGCCACGGGUGUGCAGUUUCCCUCUCUGAGUACCGCGACACCAGCGCCCUCCAUAAAUACUCCAUCCCUGGUUAAUAAUUGGCAUCAUUGUGCAUACAUUGAACAGCCACUCUGUGCAGAUUGGGAUAAUGCAGUUUACAGUCCAGCUAAUAAUGACAGAGAGACUGACAUGAACAUCAGUGUGGUAAUUAGCUUUAUUUUUCACAUCUUCAUUUUUACAGGAACACACAUGCCUCCAGACAUAAGCACAAAAAUACAGAAACCCACACAUACAUGAUCCAUUCAUAUAUUACUGAGUAAUUUAUACUAAUAAAUGAAUCAAUACAUCCAGUGCUUGCAAUGCUGUUUUAUAAAGUAACACAUGAAUGCGUUGUUGGAGAAGUUUGCAAUAAAACCCAUGUUUUUCCUUGCUGUGUCUCCCCAGGUGCAUUUCUGAUCCCGUAUCUGCUGAUGUUAGCGUUGGCUGGGGUUCCUAUCUUCUUACUGGAAGUGUCCCUGGGGCAGUUCGCAAGCCAGGGUCCCAUAUCCGUGUGGAAAGCGAUCCCUGGAUUGCAAGGUAAUCUUAUCAGGGUAAAAGAGUAACAAUGUGUUUGUAAACCAGGAAGCAAUCAUUUAAAUUUCUCUAAUUUUCAAGUAUGAAAAUAGUGCAAAGUUUAUUGGAGAGGUACUGGGUACACAUGUAGGGGACCUAUACACAGUGCUGGGCAAUCGGGCAAAGUGAGAAAGUAACAGUGCCAGGAAAUAGGGUAACAUAAGUACUAAGCAGCAGUGCAAGGUUACAUUUCUGAGUGUGUGUGGUAACAGUGUUUGGUAAUAACACAUUGUAACAGUACCAAGGAACAGGGAACGAGUGUUUGGUAAUGUGUUUGGUAACUCUGGAUAUCAGGGUAAUGAUGCUAGACACAUUAGUAGCAAUAUGAAGUAAUUAUGUAACACUGCUUUUUUACUGGCUAGCAGGGUUGGGUUACUGUGCACAGUAUAAAUAUGGUGGUAGGUUAGCAGGUAACCGGGUACAGGGUAAUGGUGGCUGGAUGAGGAUUGUAUUGUAUGUCAGUUUGCACUGUGUUUUAAUUACUUUCUAUUCUAUGUUCAAAUACACAUGUUCUGUUGUACUAAGUGUGGUGCUAUGCAUGUUCUCAGUGCUGUGUUAUAAGAUCUCUCCAUACUAUGUACUGUGAUGUGUGCGCUCUCUUACUGUGUGUGUGUUACAUGUGCACUUUAUAGUGUUUAUGUGUUCAUUCUGUACAUGGAGUUGUUUACAUGUUCUUUCUGUUCUGCACUCUGUAUUAGAUACUUGUGCUAUUACUCUCUGUAUUUGUGUGUCGGGUUAGUUCUAAUUAUGUUCUUGGAUAUCGGUUUUGUUGUUCGUAUUGCAUUGUGCGAUGACUUAGUUGUACUUUCUGUAUUUUUUUAUUAUUUUUUUAAAAAUUCUUUAUUUUUGUUGUGCUUGAGAUUAACAAAAAAAAAUUAACACACUGAGAAGAUUGCAAUGGGAAAAACAAGUCGGAUUAAAACAAGUGUGUAUAUAUAGCAGCACAUUUUUUAGAGAAAAGAAACAUUAACAUUGCAUGAAGAGUAAGGCAAUCAUUAUGACAGAUAGUAUACAGGCUGUAUGCACUGAGAGUGGUCUUACUAGUGUAAGUGUUAAUAGAAAUAGCAGGUGUAGCAUGCUUGACUUGUCUGAGUGAUACCCCCAGGAGGCCCCCAUGCUAGAAAAACGGGAGAGAUAGGUGUCUUAAAGGAAAGAGUGUAUAGAUAGUGGGAGUUGUGCAGACUUAUCAGUACGUAAGGGAGAUAGUUAGCUGCAGUAAUUCGGGUAGAUAAUGGGAUGAGAUGUCACCACCAAGUAUAUAGCGUGUUGUUCAGCCUAUGCCCUUCAUGGGCAGGACACAGUCCCCCUGUUUCAUGUGCUUCUUUGGGCGUUGCAUCAGAGAUGUAGUUGGGUGGCCCCGUGUCAGAAGUCGGUGACCCUGUUGCUUCCUGUCUUGAUUUGGCUGACUUACACUUGUCCCAGGGUUGAGCUGCUUCCUAUUGUAUGCUAUGAUUGACUGGGUCUGUCGCCGUUGCCUCUGCAGUCCCAGGCACCCCGCUCAAGUGGUGGGUGUUACUGGCCGGUAAGCAUCUGGUUGCUUGGUGGGGGCAUGGAGGCGGUUUUUGCCUAUGGAGGUCAGUUAGCUGACGUGGGGCAGGUUGAGACAGCCGAUGCUCUAGCUUCUUCCAGAAUGCCCUGAAGUGCCUGUCCAGCCUCUCCAGGAUGUCAAGUGCAGUGUCGGUGGGCUAUCCUCAAAGCACCUCCAAGGCGGGGCAGUGGCCAUCUCUACCGCCCCAUGUGCACUAGGCCUCGAUUUCACACUCGGUACCCGCCGGUUUACUUGGGUUGUAAAACUCUUUGCUGCUUGCCUUCAGUUGUGAGGAGUGAGUGGGCCCUUGAAAUUGUCGCUUUUCUUCCCAUAAGGCUUUGGUAGGCUUAUAUUAUCACGAUUGUGCGUGAGCUCAAGCAGAAUGCGACUCGCCGCCAUUAUGUUCAGGCCCUGCCCCCUGUACUUUCUGCAUUUUGUGUUCAGUCCAUUGUAAUUUUUGUAGUGUGUGUUGGGUUAGUUGUACUUCAUGUAUCAAGUGUUGGGUCAAUUAUACUUUCUAUAUUGUGUGAUGGGUUAGUUACACUUUCUAUAUUAAGUGUUGGCAUAGUUGCACUGUUUGUAGUGUGUGUUGGAUUAGUUGUAGUUUCUGUAUUGUGUGAUGUGCCAGUUGAACAUUCUGUAUUUUGUGUUAGGUUGCUUCUACAUUUCAUAUUGUGUGAUGAGUUAAUUGUACUUUCUAUAUUAAGUGUUCAGUUUGUUUCACUUUUUGUAGUGCGUGUUGGGUUUAGUUGUACUUUCUGUAUUGUGUGAUGGGUUCGUUUUACCUUCUCUUGUGUGUUGAGCAGAUUUUCCUUUCUGUACCUAGUUUUGGAAAACUUUCUGUAUUGUGUGUUGGGUUAGUUGUUGUACUUGCCACAUUGAGUGUUGGGUUAGUUAUACUUUCUGUAUUGUGUGAUGGAUUUUUGUACUUUUUGUGCUGUGUUGGCUUAGCUGUACUUUUAACCUUCUUAGCUCUUGAACUGCAUAGGCUUCAUUCCCAGGAAGGAGAUGGCCACAGUGUACAAAUUGGAUACAUCUAAUAUAGAGUAAACUGUGUUAUGAAUAUUUUAUGUAUUUUCAUUACAAACAAAAUGUUUAAAUGAUAGAUCGUAGUCGGUUGCCUCAAUAAAUAAAUGUUACGAGUGCGUAUUCUCUUAUCUGCACUAUUGAUUUAUUGGAUUUGUUUCGAGUCCUGUCCAACCAAUGCAGAAUAAGCUACAAAAAUAUAGUAAUUUGACAUAAGAAGAAUAUAAAUCCUAUAACCAGCCAGUCCAUUUCCUUCCUUACAUAUGAAUUUGUAAAACGUAGCCAAGCCAUGUCACGAAAAAAACUAUGUUGAUUUCUUUUUAAAGUUGAACUUUAUGUCCAAAGUUUGCAAUUCAGUUUUCAAUUCAUUAGAAUUCUGUGUUUAAUGAAUAAACCCUGUAUAAUAUAUAUUAAUGUAAUUUUACUUCUCCCAUCUUGUUUCUAUUUAAUUUUUACAUCUCUCUCUCUCUGUCUCUCUCUCUCUCUCUUACACAACCAUAAAAUAGAAUUAAAACGUAUAAACAUAAACGUAUAAACAUUUUCUGGUAUUCCUGAUUACAAGUUUAGGCUGUGUAUGUGUGAUUGCUCCUGACAUGUGUAACUUUGAUAUAUUUUCUGUUUCGUUCUUUUCUCCGCAGGUUGUGGCAUUGCCAUGCUCAUCAUCUCUGUGCUCAUCGCCAUUUAUUACAAUAUUAUCAUGUGUUACACAAUAUUUUACUUGUUUGCGUCUCUGGUUAGUGUCCUGCCCUGGGCAUCCUGUGAUAAUCCAUGGAACACACCUGAUUGUAAAGACAAAAACAGACUGAUGUUGGGUAAGUUGUCAUCUCAAAUUCCAUUUAUAGAAUUCGAACCUGAGAAAUCCCCCUAAAUGCACACAGGAAUUUUUUUUUUCUUUUUUUUUUACAUUUAUAAUAAAAUAUAAUUUUUUUAAACAAUUCUGGUCAUAGGUGCCCUGCUGACCUUAUCAGUGUACAACUAGACAUAGGAUAUAUAAAAUGUCCUGCCUGUGUGGCUUAAUCUAUGUCAGAAAGACUAUCAAUGUGCAUUGGGUUGGAUUUCUGGCCAUCUGUCUUUGAUUUCGCUUUACCUUUUAGGUUGGGAAGUCUGAUAAACCUGUGGCAAGCCUGUUUUUGGAGACUGGCCACAUGUUGGCUUCUUUGAGACUUAUACGCAAUGAACAUGUCAUAAAAUUAUUCUAGGAAGGUUGAAAGGGCCAAGAUGCUCCUUAAAAGAGAAUCAUUUUGGGUCCAUACCUGGGAUUCUAUAGCAUCAAGGUGUUUACAUGAAAAUAAUUCUGUGUCAUGUCAGUUAAUGUUUUCGUCAUAUGCAUUUUACACUUUGUUUAUUUUGCUGUUUAUUUAAUUUUUCUGAUGGGAAGAAAUCUUUCCUUUCAGGUUAUAGUAGAUCAAUGUGCCCAUUCACCGUGGUUCUGUAUGGCUAUGAAUAAGUUACUUUGAAUAUUAUAGGAUUUAAUUACAUGAUACUUUGUAUAAAAAGGUUAUUCUUGCAAGACAACGUGUUACAUUAGAAAACAGGUAAAGUACCAGCGCUGAUAUAUAGAUAAAAUAUAUUAUAGUAAUAUCAAAGAUUCCACUAAUUUUCUGCUGCUGUAACACCCCAAUCUUAUCUUUCAAGAAUACAGUGAAAACCGGUGUAUGGGUGAAGCGCUAUAUACAAAUGGAUAAUCAAAGUGGAGAAAUAAUGCCCCGUGAUGAACACCAAAAUAUUUAAGAGAUACCUUCUGUUUAUAUAAUUCACAAUAAUCCUUUAUAGGAAUUUCCUAAAAGCAUAAACAGAAAAAUACAAACAUAGUGCAAAUCUGUAAUAGUGAAAGGUGUGGUAGAAAUAUACAAUGGUCCCACUCACACUUUUAGGAGCUAAAAGGGUAUAGCUCAAUUGAAGCGCUUUCAGAGUCCGUAGAGGCGACUCUUAUCCCUUCUUUUAACUCUUCCUUUCUUGUAUUCUGGAAUGUAUAAAGGGAAAUACCUCUGGUGCAAUAACGUAGGCUGAAUGUGUGUAUAAUAGAAAGGGAAAUAGGGUACUUACAAACCCAGAGCCAUCCACAUCGGCUCUGAUCCAAUAGCUUAUGUGGAUUAAGGACCACACUCCUUCUUUGUGAAUAGCAGGAAAAUGCCAAUAGUGUAUCUCCAAAAUAUAAACUUUAUUGACUAUAUAUACAAUAAAAGUGCAAUUAAAUAUAAAAAAUUAUAUAUACAAAAAUCACUAUAAUGGCAUAAAAAAGUCCAGUAAAUCAAAAGUCUUAUAGCUCACAAAAUUCCCAGGACGCGUUUCGCCGUAAAGGCUUCCUCAGCUGGAUGUGAAAAAGUCUGUUACCUUCUUGUACUGGUUCCUGCUAUAUGUACCCCUCCUGGGGUGAAAAUGCUUACUUUUCGGCUUUGAUUUUCGCGGGCUAUCACCAUGAAGAUGGUGACGCCCAGCGUGUCAAGCCUCUUUCCUUUUCCAUUUCCGGGUUUCGCCGUCGGAACGUCACUUCCGGUUUUUUCAAUCGCAAGCCGUCGCGUCAUAUCCGUGCAUUCCAGCUUGCGUUCCAGCUGCGUUCCGGCUUGCGGUUCAGCUUUCCUGUGUUGUAUUACACCGGCCUCAUUGCAGGCAGACAGGGGGAGAACACAACAUUUGUACAUGUUCAUUAAAUUCUACAAUCUUCACCCAAAUUCUUUGUGUAUGAUUACAGUCCAGAAAUCCUAUGUGUACAUAUAUAUAUUUUUCAUAUGAUACAAAUAUAUAGCCAUCUUUGCUCUUUACUAUUUAGAUAAUUAAAAAAAUAGUGACUAUGUACAUAAUAUCAAAUAAUUUUAAAACCCCAAAACUAUAUAUAUUUCACCAGAAAUCCAUAAAAAUAUUUAAUAAAAAAAUAUUUUAUCCUUGUCACUUAUAAAAAAAGAAAACUAAAAACACUUAUGCGAGAAAUGACUUCUAAGAGUAAAUAAAACUUAACCAUAUACAGUAGGGAAUGUGUAUAUACACAAAAGAUGAAAAUCCACUAAAAGGAAAUAUAAAAAUUAACAAAAAAGAUUUAAAAUAGAACUGUAAAAGAGACUGCAGACUUAAAAUAACCUAUUUCAAAAAAUGACACAUUUCGAAAUCUGCAUUUAAUCCAUUAGGAAUCAAAGUGUCUAAUUUAAAAAUCCACUCCAUUUCACAUUUACUCAUUUUUACAUCAAAAUUACCUCCUCUCCAAUCUUUUCCCACUUUUUUUAUCCCUAAAAAGAUGGUAUCUUUAGUUUCACAAUUAUGAUAAUUUUUAUAAUGUAAAGAUACACUGUGUUUUUCAAAACCCUUUGUAAUAUUCCGUCCAUGCUCUUCUAUUCUCGUAUGUAGUUGUCUUGUGGUUUUCCCUAUAUACUUUAGGCCACAAGGGCAUAUAAUUAAAUAGAUAAGAUUCUUAGAGUAACACGUAAUAAAAUCUUUAAUUUGAUAUUCUAUUCCCUCUUUAUUUGUAUAUGUUGUUAUAUGUCUUUUCUUAUUCGUAGUUCUCCUACAUGCCAAACAUUGGCCACAGCCAUAAAAACCUUUCUCUGUAUUAAAUGGGUUAACAUUUUUCUUUUCUUUUAUGAAACUAGACGUCAGAGCAGUACGGAGGUUGCUGACCCCCCUAUGUACAAAGUUAGGUUUCUCUGGAAGGAAGGUUUUCACUACUGGAUCCUGAAGAAGAAUAGGCCAAAAUUUUGAGACUAUUUUCCUCACCUUGUGAUUUUCCGUACUAAAAUUACAGAUAAAAGGCUAUAUAUUUGUAUCAUAUGAAAAAUAUAUAUAUGUACACAUAGGAUUUCUGGACUGUAAUCAUACACAAAGAAUUUGGGUGAAGAUUGUAGAAUUUAAUGAACAUGUACAAAUGUUGUGUUCUCCCCCUGUCUGCCUGCAAUGAGGCCGGUGUAAUACAACACAGGAAAGCUGAACCGCAAGCCGGAAUGCAGCUGGAACGCAAGCUGGAACGCACGGAUAUGACGCGACGGCUUGCGAUUGAAAAAACCGGAAGUGACGUUCCGACGGCGAAACCCGGAAAUGGAAAAGGAAAGAGGCUUGACACGCUGGGCGUCACCAUCUUCAUGGUGAUAGCCCGCGAAAAUCAAAGCCGAAAAGUAAGCAUUUUCACCCCAGGAGGGGUACAUAUAGCAGGAACCAGUACAAGAAGGUAACAGACUUUUUCACAUCCAGCUGAGGAAGCCUUUACGGCGAAACGCGUCCUGGGAAUUUUGUGAGCUAUAAGACUUUUGAUUUACUGGACUUUUUUAUGCCAUUAUAGUGAUUUUUGUAUAUAUAAUUUUUUAUAUUUAAUUGCACUUUUAUUGUAUAUAUAGUCAAUAAAGUUUAUAUUUUGGAGAUACACUAUUGGCAUUUUCCUGCUAUUCACAAAGAAGGAGUGUGGUCCUUAAUCCACAUAAGCUAUUGGAUCAGAGCCGAUGUGGAUGGCUCUGGGUUUGUAAGUACCCUAUUUCCCUUUCUAUUAUACACACAUUCAGCCUACGUUAUUGCACCAGAGGUAUUUCCCUUUAUACAUUCCAGAAUACAAGAAAGGAAGAGUUAAAAGAAGGGAUAAGAGUCGCCUCUACGGACUCUGAAAGCGCUUCAAUUGAGCUAUACCCUUUUAGCUCCUAAAAGUGUGAGUGGGACCAUUGUAUAUUUCUACCACACCUUUCACUAUUACAGAUUUGCACUAUGUUUGUAUUUUUCUGUUUAUGCUUUUAGGAAAUUCCUAUAAAGGAUUAUUGUGAAUUAUAUAAACAGAAGGUAUCUCUUAAAUAUUUUGGUGUUCAUCACGGGGCAUUAUUUCUCCACUUUGAUUAUCCAUUUGUAUAUAGCGCUUCACCCAUACACCGGUUUUCAACGUGUUACAUUACUUUAGUAACCCUUCUGCUUGUGGUGGGAUUUUAUAUGGUUUCUUUAACUCUUGUGGGGUCACUUUUUGUGACAUUUGUACUAUUGUUAGUUUAUGCUUUGAUAUAAUAUUUGUUCAUUUUUAUUUUUCACAUUUUUUCUGAUGGUUUCAAUUCAUUUUCUUUUCUUUUUCAUUGUUCUUUAUAUUGAUUGUUUGAGUACACAGAUCUCGUAGGUACCUAUCUUGGCUGUGCUUUUCUUUCACUUUAUUAUACCCCCAUUUGUAAUACAAUUAUGGCGUAUGUUAACCCUCAUUUUCACCUGCUACUUAUCUAUAUAUUUGGUUUAUUCCAUUUGUAUAGUGUCUUGAUAAAAAGUCCUUGUGGUGGGAUUGAAAUGUUGACCCAUUUACCAUGUUUUCUUGCUUGGAAUAAAAAUGUGACAAUUAAUUUGAAAAAGACCCGUGAGCGCCCUCCUUUUGUACAUGUAUAUAUCUAGGUAUAUAUUACACAGAACUUCUGAAACACUUCUUAUUCAACCAAUCUACAACCACGCAAGUAGUUGCAAGCUGGUACAUGUUCAAAUUCAAUUUUCGAGAAAACAAAAAUAAAAUUAACUUUGAAAUCUAAAGGCAGUGUGUCUGUUCUCCUCACUUUGGCCAAUCACCCCUCCUUCCAGAGGAAUGACUUAAUAUAACUAGUCAUCAUAUGAAACACUAAAUUGUCCUGGAAGCUAGCAGGUUAAUGCCGUAUCUACUUUUACUUUGACUUGUAUAAUUAUCAUUUUGAGGCAGUAAUAUGUAGUUUUCAGUACUUUGAAAUCCACCCAAAACUCUUGUCUUCAUCUCCACAGAUUCCUGCUUUGUUGGGGAACAGCCAAAAAUGCAAAUAAAAAAUAGCAGUUUCUGCAUGGCGGCCUACCCCAACCUCACUAUGGUGAACCUAACAACUUCGGUCAACAAGACAUUUGUCAGUGGAAGUGAAGAAUAUUUCAAGUAAGUCUCCUGAAAAUACUAUACAUAAAACCAUCAUGUGAAGGUUUCUCCUCCAAAUCUCUGCUGCCCCCUUCUGGUCACUUAUGUUACUGAUAUUUUAUUUUCUAGGUACAAUAUGCUGAAGAUAUCUGCAGGUAUUGAGUUUCCGGGGCAAAUUCGCUGGCAGUUAGUUCUCUGUCUACUCCUGGCGUGGGCAAUUGUUUAUGCAUCUCUUGCUAAAGGAAUAAAAACCUCAGGAAAAGUAAGAUAAUCUUCUGAAAAUGACAGAGUGAUUCCCUUUGGGCUAUAAGAUUUAUAUUUAUUCAAAGUAACUAAAACUGUUGGUACUGAAAUCAGAUAGAAUAUUUUAGAUGUCUACGUAAGCACGAAAACAGGAAAUAUUUCUAUAAAAUGUAUACAGAACAUGCUCAGAUAUUGGGGAAUGUUUUAUUCCAGAGGAAAUGAAAUACAGGAGAGAUUUCAAACAGAAGGUUUUCAAAAAAAAAAAAAAAUUAUUGAACUUAAAGAAUCACAAAAUUUCAUUCAACUAAAAAAAGGGUCGAUGACGUAACGGAGAAUGAUCAUAUUCCCAGCAAAAGUGUGAUUAGUGUACAUAAUUUAUAUUCCCUCAAAAUAUUGCCAAUGCCAACUUUUAAAGAUACUCAUUCAAUGCAGUUUACACAACAUCUCCAGAGGAUCUACUAAUAACAAGUCAUUCAGGGCUGUUAACUAAAGUUAUAAUUCAAGGUGAGUUUCCAUUGAAGGUCGAAACUGCCAAACUUAAAAAAUCUCUUAGUCAACUACGCUUUCAGCUUGGCUAUUCUGGUCUUAAUUUUGAAAUUCACUUUAAAUUCUCAUUGUAGUGUAUUACACUGAUAUUUGUUAUUUGGUCAUUAAAAUCAUUGUCAGCUUAACGGGGAGGCUAUAGUAAAACCACCUCAGGGACAAACAGUGGGAAUGAAAACCGUCCCAGUAAUAGUGCAUUUUAUUCCAUGCAUGCAGAGAUACAAUAUGCCCAAAAUAUUCGUGAAAUUAUAGUCAAUUAGGCAUGCGUGGAGCUGCAAGGUUUGCUGGGAAGAAAACAGUUUCAUCUGGAAUGGAAUCUAUCCCAACCAAUGAAAUGAUAUAUAGAACUUGGCAGACCAGUUCAGGAACAUGUUUUACUUGUAACCUGGUUGAUGAUCCCAUUUUUUUCCCCACCCAUGUUUUUUUAUGUUGACUUUGCAGAGACCCCAGAAUAAAGCAAUAUGUUCUAUAACCCAUGCCAAAACUGAGAUCACUUCCAAUCUUUUACCUAUGCCUCUCCCCAACUUACAGCAGUUUAUUUUUCCCCUACUUCUGAAAAACGGCAACUUUCUACCGUGCAUUUAAAUUCCCCGUCAUUCUUAUAGAUUUUACAUUUUCCCCAUUUCUUUAUUUACCUAUAUUUAAUUGAGCCUUUCGCAAUCUCUUUCUUCAAUUCCAUUUCAUUCAGUCUUCGGACAUACUCUACUUUACUUCUAUUUCCCCAUUCCUUUAUCAAUAUUUUCCCAGCUUUUUCCAUCUUUUUCUUUACUUAAAUUUUCCCAUAUCUUUUUUAAUCAUUAUAUAACCUGUGUUUCAUAUCUAUUUCUUUACCUCAUUGUCCACAUAACCCUCACAAUCACUUUUUUGACCUCUACUACCCCAAUGUAUUCACCAGCUAUCAAGCAGUCAUUUCUCAAAACAUUCUCUCCCUUUAUUUAUCUCUGUUAUCUUGUCUCUGUUUCCCACUUUUCACACAUUUUUUACAUUUUAUUUUUAUCCUCCCCCCCCAGUUCACACUCAUAUACUGUUUUAACUCAACGCAGUCCUCUGUUUUAUUCCUUUUUUAACCCACUACCCAGCAUUCUUUUUUAACCUUAUCUCCCAGUUUCCUUUCAGUAUCUCCCAUCCUACUUACCAGUAUUUGUGGAAUUUAUCUCCUAGGAGUGUCACCCAAUAAGGGCCAGAUCUUGAUUCCAUGUAGGGCUGAAAGUGUCAGGGUGCUGGGAAAUUAAAUAAAAAACAAUGUGUCAGAGGAAAGAGUCAGAGUCUUAAUUUAAUCAAGGUAUUAAAUUAAAUACAAUCUUCUUUGACAAUGGGAGGUUAUUGUAUGAUGUGACAUUUUGGGACUCUAGACUUGGCACUGAACCACUAUUUGGUUCCAAGACAUUUUGACACUUUACUGGUUUAACUACUUAAGGGUCACAUUUAUAACCCAUUGAAGGUCACAGUCUAAUCCACAAUGACACCAUGCUUAUUUGGUGUUUACAGCUUUAUACAGCCCUGCAUUCGAUAGAUGAGUGAUAAAUUACACUUUGAAAGACUGGUUUGUUAUAAAGUAUAAUUACAUCAUUGGUUCUUAAGGGUUUAAUCAGUGAUGCUUAUAAAACAGAAUAAUAAUAGUAAAAAGAAUAAGUAAAUAUGUCUGAACAUAGUUAAGGGUGGUGGGUACAGAGGACAAGUAAUGGUGGAUGAAUAAUGGGAAAAUAAUGACCCCUGGAGACACAAUAUUAAACUGGUGUCUAAGGUGGAAGUUUUGAGAACGAAAAUGAAAUAUUCUGCCAUGGUGAACCCUUACAAACUGUAAUUUUAAUAGUUAUUAGCACUAACGGAGUGGUAUUUAUUAGGUGAAGGUAGAACUCUUAAACCUAACGGCAUUGAGCAUUAAGUCCCACUAUUACUAUAAUGUAUCAACCUACCCCGUUAGUCUGACUGGGCUUGCGUGCCGUUGUUCAAAUGAACCAUUUCAGUGCCACUCAGGAGAGUAGAGAUUAUAGGUAAAAUAAAUGUAUGGAGAUCUCAGGGAAGUGCUUACAAAACAAGGCACAAGGUCCCAUGGACUCCAGUAGAAACUAAGAGGGCUGUGAAGCCCCCACUUCUUUUUCCUACAGUCCUUUUGUUGGGGUUGUAAUAUUAAUCCAGGUACGGUCCUGGGGAGCUAUCCAUACUCCCUUCUUUAUUCCUUGCGUAUUGGGGUGCAGGGUAAUGAAUUUAAAUAAUAAUGCAGUAAUAGCAAGACCAGGGGUUGUUCACUUUCUGGGUACUAAUACCCAAGGGACAGAAAGUGCCCACUACCAAAUGCUAAAGGAAACCCCUAUCUCAUCUUUACACUAAAUAAGAGCACAGGAUGUACUAGUCCCAAAUAGUAUAAAACCAUAUUUCAAGCCCCAAGCUCAUUGCCCACUAGAGAUGUUGCGACAACAUGGAUGCUGUCCAGGAAGUAGGAGGGUCUGGGAGGGAGGGUCUGCUGGAGAUUGGCCGGGAUGUGACAGCUGACCGGAGUUCACCGCGAACAGCUCGUGGAGAACCGCGGCGAACCGUUCGCGAGAAGUUCGCGGACGGUUCGCGACAUCUCUAUUGCCCACCUUGGAACUAAAUAACCCUACCUAGCCUCCUCUAAGGAGUAUUAGAGAGAUUGGGUGAUAAAAUCCACUAACAUUAAAACCAGUGUAAAAAUGUCGUCCUUACCUGUCAAAGUCUUAUUUGAAGAACUUCCAUUUAAAUAAUCUAGAUACAGUAAAAAAAUACGAGUGUCUUGGUGGGCAGUGAAUCAAAGAGCUAAAAAUCUAGGGUCAUCCUUGGAGAGAUAAGAUCUUAGGAACUGAGACCAGGGCUGUCUUAACAGUAUUAUAGGCCCAUGGGAAAAGCAGUGCAUUGAGGCGCUGUCUACACAACCACUCACAGGAAUAAAAAUGUAAAUUAUCAAUAAAAUUAAGCUUAUAUUUUUGGUACCUCCAACAAAAUCAGAGUUUAAACAUUAAAAAACAGGAUGUAUAGCAGAGAUUAAUCCACACAAACAUUGGACCAUAUAACAUGAGCCUUGAUGUUAAAAAGACAAGACAUUUAAGAUAAAAAUGGUACUCAGUUGGUAAAUCAUACAGACAGAGGUGGCACAAUACAAACUUACUAUGAAACUUUUUAUGUACAGAUAAAAGCUUAUACGAGGUUAUUAGUCCACCUAAAUGUUUUAAUAAAGAGGGUUUGAAGGUUCUGAAUACAUCUCCUGAAAUAAUAUACUGAAAAGUUGGCAAGUAUAUGUGGCCCCAAUGCUCGUGGGGUCUCCAGAAAAGUGGGGCAGAGAGGUGGCAUCCAAAACCUUUGGAUAAGGUGGUAUAUUGAAUAAUAUAUUUUUAUAAGCAUCUCUGAUUAAAACCAAGAUGGGGUGACCCUAGUUAAAGCCAAAUUAAAAUCACUCACUGAAUUUAUGGUUGAAUGAAAAACGAAAACAUUAGCUACAAUCCAGAUUUGUCUGUUUACCUUGUAAAUGACCCUUUGGAACCUGGAGAAUUUGAAGAAAACGUGUGCUGCGUGUUUUAUGUUGAAGAGAUUUAACUUUCCACGUUUUUCAGGUCUCAGGGACUGUUGGAAUGAAGUCCAUGGUAGUAACAGGAAUCUUUACUACUGAGAAUGGUUAGUGUGAAGGAGGUGGUUAUUGUAUUUCCUAUUCUACAAAUCACUCACACGACACAGGUCAAGCUGCCUCCUCCAACCAAAAUGUCAGGACACAUACACCUAGUGCCCCAUGACCACACCAACAUAAACACACACUCAGCUCAUCAUAUCAGGGCUUAUUUGGAACUUCCGCAGACCACUCAAAUUUCUAUGGAUUCUAUGCAGAAGUCUAGUUUGUAGAACGGUAAAUUUUGCUCCCAAUUUACAAUCCAGGAAUAGGAGAUAUUCCCUUAACAAAUAUUUGGCUGGACUGUAAAUACUCUAUCGUUACAAUUAGCAAUUCUCUCCAACUUUAUGAACUUUCCUGUCCCACACACCCAAAAAGAAAAAAAAACCCACAUAAUAAACACCGUAUUUUAUUUUUCAAAUCCAGAGCUAGAAUUUUAUCCAGCUCAAAUUGCAUUUUUUUUUAAAGUAAUAUUGUUUUCCCUUUUAAAAUAUUAAAAAUAUUGUUACAGGUGACAGAUAAAAGAAUAUUUUUUCUAUAGAGGUAGGAAGUAAAGAUGUUUCAGCUAUUCAGACAAAAAAGAGGAUUUUAUUCACUAAUUCAGGAAUUGUUGAAAAAUAAGAGAAUUGCAUAUUUUAGGCCAACAUAAAUUGGAAAAACUCUAAAAUUCUUCUUUUAAUAUUUUACCUUACCAUUUUCAGUUCUUUUGUUCAUUCUUCAUAAUUCCCAGUUCAGUGAAUAAAUUCCAAUCUGUUUUUUGAUAAUUGCCAAAGCUGACGAGCUAUGAUACAUUGUGUUUAACUGAUAUAUUGUCAUAGCAACAUACUAAUUACUAAAUGAACACUGGGGGAGAUUUUACAAAGUGUGUUUUAUUUUUGCUCUCUAGUCUGUUGGUAUUUAUUAGUGUGAUCUAAAAAUAGUCUAAAAAGUGUCAGUUUUUCUCUGCCUAAAUUCUGCCAUUUUUGCGCCGAAUUAACCAUUUCACAAAAGGCCAACAAAUUUAGAGUGGCAGAAAAGAGUGAAGUGAAACACUUUUUUUGGCAAAAAAAGUGAUGGAAACAUUUAUAAAAUUCAUUGUGCUGUUGGUAAGACAGCAUAUAUUAAAUAUUUACCAUUACGGUACAAAUAAAUGAAAAAGAUUGAAAAAUCAGACACGGGCAAAAAAAAAAAAAAAAAUGCCCUCUCUCAAAAAAGUACAAAAUGUUUUGCAACACUUUGAUUGAUCUCCCCCAUUGUAUCACCUAAAAGUGCCCAAAUCAAUACUGGAAAUGAAAAAAAUGACAAAAUAAAUAACAUCAACUGAUAAUCAUCUCGUAAAUUAUAUUAGUAAAUACUUCCAAUGAGUAGCUCCUUUCCGAAGAGUCUGCCAACAACAGAAAUCCGGCAAUAAAAUAAUCUAUAAAGGUGUGAAUGAAAUGGAAACAGAAACAAAUAUACACAAUGCUAUAUCUUUCAGACACCAUUGGAAAUUCUUGACUUGUAAUAGAAAAAGAAUACCAGCAACAGAAUAAUUCUCAAAACUUUUUGGAAAAUCCCAAGUUGGCAUUAAGUGUUUAAGAUGAAAUCUCAUCUUAUCAUAGGUGUCACAGCGCCUGUGGGCCACACACCUUUCAGAGCACAAUAUUGGACCUGGCGCAUUCCCACAAGGUAGUGGAAACUCCGCCGUUAGCCCCUCUUACCUUAGCUGCAGCCAGGUCUAGAAGUAUUAGAGACACCGGAGGCUUUUUUCCCCAGAGCCUUUUAUGACUUCUGAGAUUCCCCAAGCUUCCGAUGUUCAUAAAUAUGCAUAUGUCAUCACAUUGAUGUAUGCACGCACGCAUGUUCUGAUGUAACAUGGCAUAUGUGGGUCAAUCAGAUCCCUCCUUGAGCUCUUUAAACCUGGAAUAGCCAGUUUCAGUGCCCUGCUGUGGUUUCCAGUUUGAUUAUCCAAGAGCACGUUAUUUUUAUUGAUUCUUUAGUAUUUUGCCGUUUUCUUGUUCUCUGACUAUUCUGACUUCUGUAUCCCUUGGGUUUUGGCUUAUCUGCUGUUUACAUACAUUCUAUUUCCCUAACCUUGGCCUGUCCCGUAGUUCUCUACAUUAAUGUUAAAUCUGCCCAUUCUGAGGUCAAGUAAUAUAUUUUAGUGUUUCUUUAUAUGUGUUACUUAAGUUCUGCGUGUUGGGUGUUCGAUUAUCCUGACAAUAGGGAAGAUGAGGAGCAGACACAAUAUAAAAAGUAUAUAUAGAAUUUAAUAUUAACAAAACACCAAGAAAAAAACUCACAUGGGAAGAACACUACAAACAACGAAAUAAAGGCAAAGAUGUUAAAAUUGCUAAAAUCAUCCAGACAAGCUCACCCUACGCGUUUUGUCCCUAUCCACACUUUGUCAGGGAUGUAGAAUUGGAAGUAAAUCUUACGAUCCUUUUAAGUAGUAUGCAAUUCAGGGACUUUGACUUAAGUCAGCUAACGAUAUGUGUGAUGUAGAAACAUUCCACCAAUCAGAAUGUCUCUUCAGUUGAAGACUCUUUCAAACAACCAAUCCAAAAUGGUCAUCCAUUGCAAGCCUUGUUUCCAUCCUCCUGAUAAACACACCCAUGGUGAGUGUGUGGAGAUACAUUUCAACUGUCCCAAAUGAAAAAAGCAUACCACCUACAGCAAAAAUAUGAAUACAAAAUGUACCAAUAGGAAUCCAGCCUUCACGUUCUACUAUGGAACAAACCGACAUAUAAAGGUAUAAACAGAGUUAUGGACCUAGACCACUGGAACCCAGUGACAGUAACCAUAUUUGCAAAAUACAAAAGAAUAUAACCUUAUGUGUAUUUUUUCUGUUUCCAUAUCACAUGCUCUUUAGGCAUUGUUUUUUUAACUACUGGAAUUAGUGCUUGCGCCAUUGAAAGCAUGAAACAACUUUACUUUCUUUACUCUCCAAAACAAUAAUGUCUGUACUAGUGAUGUCCCGAACUGUUCGCCGAACGGUUCGCGAACGGUUCGCCAAGAACGGUUCGCCACGAACGGUUCGCCACGAACGGUUCGCCACGGACUCAUCAUUGAGUAAACUUUGACCCUGUACCUCACAGUCAGCAGACACAUUCCAGCCAAUCAGCAGCAGACCCUCCCGACCCUCCCUCCUCCUGGACAGCAUCCAUUGUGAAGCUGCAUUCUUAGUGAGCUGACCAGGAGGUGGGAGGGUCUGGGAGGGUCUGCUGCUGAUUGGCUGGAAUGUGUCUGCUGACUGUGAGGUACAGGGUCAAAGUUUACUCAAUGAUGAGUCCGUGGCGAACCGUUCGUGGCGAACCGUUCGCGAACCGUUCGGCAAACAGUUCGGGACAUCACUAGUCUGCACCUAUGAAAUUUUGUUGCAAAAAUGCCCAUGCGAGUAUACCUAUCUGAUCAACAAAAUAUAGGACUUUUGAUAUGACCAUUAGAAAGUAUUAUUUAAAUUACUAGCCCACUAAGUAAAACACUUUUGACUGAAUCGAGCUGAAUGCAUCCACUAUUUCACUAAUUUUCUACGACAAGGAAUUGUCACUUCCAGCCUUAGAUAAUACUUCAAUUCAAUUAAACACAGCACUUACGGUCACCCACCUGAUAUCACACAUUCAGAUUAGUAAAUGGCACAGAUACUUACCUGCACAAUAACCAGAGGUAUUUCAGUGUCGUGUUCCCUGUGUGGGAUAUUCAGGAAUGUUCUGUUUCUGUUCUUAUCCAUGUUGCGGUUUGUCCUGUACAGCUGUGCAUUGUGCAGUUAGUGGCUGUGAGUCGCUGUGGUUGUGUAAUGUCUGUUUUAUUGCAGGUAUCAGUGGGGUGACAAUGUACUCAGAACCUCCUAUUGUAUUCAGGGCUCCAUGAAUUACUUUCAACAAACAGCACUGAAACAGUUUAGAUUCCUGCAAAAAAAAAAAAAAAAAGAAAAAAGAAAAAUAUAUAUUUUCAAAUAUUUGCAACUAAUCUACAAAACAAAACAAAAAAAACCCCCAUAAAAAUAAAAAGGAAGUCAAUCAGGAAUGAUAUGUUUUCACACAGCAAUGCACCUCUGAAGCUUUCUAAGAGUUAAAAAAAAACACCCCAUAGGUAUUAGUUUUGGCAUAUACUGCAUGAGGGAUAUCUGAAACAAGUCAACGGCCUGUGUUCCUAACAUGCCAGUAAUGGCUUUACACACAGCUUAGGAAUGGAGUAGACUUGUCAAGCAAAACACUUCAAAAUUAAUUAAUUCUUCCAUAUCUAUUAGACAAUCACCAGUAGUCUAAGCCAGAAGUAGUGUCUAAGAUCACAGAGUGUGAUGCUUAUAAUUGUUACACAAUGGGGGAAAGGAACACACAGCACAUGUGUUUCACAAAAUUAGUAUACUGGUACCACAUUCCCUAAAUGGUAUAAAAGUGAGUGUAUAAAUAUAAUAAAUAAAAUCAACUCAACUCGUCAAUUGGUUAAGAGUCAACGAGCCAUCAAAUAUAAUAAUUUCAAGGGACUCUUACUUGAAUAUAGGAUCCAUUAGAGAUCGACACACUAGUGGAUUAUUUAAUGGAAGUUGUAGGGUAUGGAGCCAUGCAUAUGAUACUACUGUCUGACCUCCUGAGAACCCAUCUAAAGCUAUAAGGACGAGUCUCAUUUCACUAACCUAUCUGUUGUCUGAGGGAAACAGGAAAGAUUUGCUUAUUCCUCCAGAACACAUAUAUUCAUUGAAAUCUCAGUUUAAAGGGACACUCCACACACUUAAAGCACGUUAGCUUGCUGAAGUGUUUUAUGUGUGAUGAGUGUUUCCUAUUUUUUUUAAAUUUUACACAAUGUGCGGAUUUUAAUAGAAAAUGACACCAUUAUAAAUUAAGCUUGUUACACCCAGUGAGACAACAGGUCCUGUUACUUCCUGGUUUGUUUAGCUCAGUGGAGCUAAACUCAAGAGGUAGGAAUUGCCCAGAGCAAAAGACUUCUCAAUGAGCUGAAUUGGGAACUCUGUGAUUGGACAGCCACAGAAACUCUGGGCGUGGUUAGAAGGGGAGGGAUUACAAAGGCUGCAAACAAGAAAUAUGCAGCUUUUUUUUUUAGACAUAUACCCAAUGAAAAUAAAGCAUAACUUAAUGCAUUUAUUUUCAUUUGAGGUAUAUCUUCUAAAUAGUGAUUUGUAUUUAAUAUUUGGGCAGUAGAGUGUCCCUUUAACUCCUCCUGGACCCGUGUUUUCCUUAAGGGAACAGUCUGAACUCUGAAGAGCCCAUCUAUUUUGUGGGGUAGCAGUUCAACCUCUGUAUUUCUAUAUCAUUGUAAACUAUAAGGGAUCUAUAUAAUCCAAGAGAUGAAUUUAAUCUUGUAGGGAUCAUUACAGUAGGGUCUAGCUAAUUUCCUGGGUUACCUGGGUAAUCUAUGUUUUUUAGUUUUUGUAUUGUGAUGUUGAUGCUGUGCUGUUUUCCUCCUCUCAUCUCCUCGGUUACUUGGUGUGAAUUGACCCCAUUUUGCUUUAUUAUACAGGUUGUGUAUUUUACGGCAACCUUCCCAUAUGUAGUCCUUGUCAUUCUUCUCAUCCGAGGAGUUACCCUGCCAGGGGCUGGAGCUGGGAUGUGGUACUUUAUUACCCCUAACUGGGAGAAGUUAACAGAUGCCAUGGUGAGUCCAAAAUGUCCAUCCAUUAUUGUAACCAAAUAAUAACAAAACUAACUAUUGAAAGAACGUGUUCUAAAAAUUGUACAUUUGUGGGCAUUAUUUAAAAAGUAAAACAGUAAAUAUAAGCGGUUAUUUGCACCAGUAGAGUUCUAUCCAAUCAUGACUAUGUGCAGUGGUCAGGGCGAUCUGCAUAAGUGUAUUUUUUCGAUCUGAGACUAAUUUUGUCCAAUGAAAGAUUUUUUUUGCAUUAUUUUGGAGGCUGAAGCUCCAUAUGUUCUAAGUAGAAUUUUAUCUAAGUUUAGCACUUCAAUGCUUGUACGCUGCUUACAACCAUCCCCUUACACUCUAAACAAGCUGCAAAUACAGAGGCACCAUGACAACUUCAAAUUACUGAGGUGAUCUUGGCGCUUCGAGUAACCCUUCAACCUCUUAUCCAUAUAGCUCAGUGACCAAAGGGCUUCAAAUAUUGCUCUUGCUCAAAGAAUGAAUUGUGGUAACCCGUUCCCUUUAAAACGAAAAAUAAAAGCUUGUUCUUCACCACUGUAUCACAAAAUGUCGAAUGAGUCCAAAGUAUGUAUUUUUCUCACAGCGAUCAGGAGUAAUAGAGACGAUUGGGGCAAGUUCUGUACUUUGGGAAUCUGGUGGAACACAAUAAUGGGGAUAUUACUGCAGUAGCAUAAAGUAGGUUUAUGAAAUUCACAACAAAUACAAUGCUGUGUCUGAAUAUGUUAUAGAUAUUACUUGAAAUUUAAGUAGGCACUGGUAAUAAAAUGGCUGCAUUAAUGUCGCCAUCAAAUGCCCCAGGAGUCUAUUUUUAAAAAAAUGUGUGCAUUUGUUUUGAAAUGUUGGAUUCGAUAAUCGAACAUACCGGUAGAUCAAAAUUUGAAAAACUUUAGCUUUAAUACAGGAAUUGACACAUGAUUUUUGUAUGAGACUUUUUUACUCCCCAAAAAUUUGGACAAAUCUUAGACAUAGGAGGUAUUUUCAAAACCAGGACAAAUGGAUGAAUCUUUAAUCUUCCUUAUACAUAUUUUUCUUCAGUAAAACACUGUAACUUUUUUAAUAUGUUCUAAUUUUAUACAGUUAAAUGAGAAGUUAUCUAUGUAUGUAAUGUAUAUUAAAAAAACUCUAAACAUCCUUUAAAAAUAGCACAUCAUAAGUGUGUGCGCUAAAUAUUUAACAGCUAAUUUGCCAUUAAAAAAAUAUCCUAUGACCUUAUCCUCGAGACACAUAGAAUUCUUGCCAUGAAGUAGUUAAUAAUGUUAACAAGACAAUUGAACAUUUUUUGUUGACACUCCAAUGAGUACCUAUAUAUAUCUUGAGAUAGUUUGUUAUCAAAACCUUGACUAGUCUCUAGGAUGCUCUCAAUGACAAGCCUUUCUUCCCGUGGCUCUGAAAUAGUUAAAUAAAAAUUUUUCAAGUGUUUACUCAUUAUAUCCUGAAUGUUCAUGUCUUCAUUAGCCUGUAUAUUAUAUCGGCCAAUUAAUCUGACUAUUUAUAUCUGAUUGCUCAAAGCGACAAACAUUAAAUGUUAUAUAUUGAUAUAUAUUAAAGUCGGGGGGGGGGGGGAUUUCAGAAACAUAUAUGACUUUGAAAUACAAUAAUUGCUAACUGUUCAUUGAUUGUACAUACAUUGCAUUUAAAAACACAAUAUUUAUUUACAUAUUCAUCCAUAUUUUUCUCAAUAAUAUUUCAUAUUUCUUAUCUUGAAAAUCAUGCUACCUUUAUAAGUUCAACAUUUGUAUUUUAAAAACCUAAUUUCUUAGAAUUUUAAAAGGGUUAAUUGAUUCCAUUGUUAACGGUUAAAAUGUUUCAGUAGUCUCUUGUUUACAAUUAUGUUCUUCCUCAUGAUUUUGGUUAGUUAAAAAAUAAAAUCCAAAUUUCACGUAGAAUUGUUGAAAUUCCAAUGUUCAUCAACAUCUUCCUGAUUGUAACCAAACUACCCCUUAAUCUGUACAAGGAGGGUAGAGACAGGCUCCUCUCACUGCAAGAAUUGGCUUCCUUCUGUUCCCUCUAACCAUGGGUGGUGGCUGAGUGACUAAUCAUUAAGGGUUUACUAGGAUCCCUAUUCUUACCAGGUGAUAACAGAAAUUGUUUUCCCACAAAUCCCCCAAAAAACCCAAACUCUGCCCAUUCCUAUUAAGAGAUGUAGGUAUUUUCUACCUCUUCUCGUCCCAUGUGCAAAGAGGGAGGAAUUAAACAUAAAACAAGACAAAAAUAAAAGUUAAAACACAGGUCGGUUUUUUAAAUCCUAGUAAUGAGAAGACGGAGGAUGUAUGCUAACCCCUCAAUGCAUUCAUAAAACAUGAUGUUAUACUCGCAUUAGGAUAUCUUUUAAAUUCCUUUGGGAUGUCUGUUUAUAUAGGCAGACAAUAAGGAUGUGUGGGCAUUGUAUAGCAUUGUAUAGACUGCUCAUAUGAUAAUGUCUGAGAUCUUGUGUUUUAAAAUGACCAAUUUGGCAAUGAUGGGGAUUCUGAAUUUGGAAACUAAGGGUGAUUUAUUGAAUUCCAAAUUGAAUUCUGAAUCUCUCUGUUUCAGGUUUGGAAAGAUGCAGCAACACAGAUUUUCUUCUCUCUUUCGGCGGCCUGGGGAGGGCUCAUUACAUUAUCAUCUUAUAACAAGUUUCACAACAAUCUGUACAGGUGAGAACAGUGAUCAGGUGGAUUUAUACUGACUGUGAUGGGAGCAUUGUAAAAAGUGUGUGAGAUGUAGGAUAUACAUCAAGAAUAGCGAAAGCUAGGGAAGUUAUUGACAUGUCUGGUCUGUGGGGUUUUAACAUCCCUCGGGGUCCUGGGCAUGCCAUUAUCUGGUGUGGUUGGAAUAUUAAGCUCCUGUGGUUUAAAUAAAACUAUGUUCAAAACCCAGAUUAUCGUUGUUUGUGCGGCAGUUUGAGUCGGGUAAUCAACAUGUUCAAUUAUAGAACAAGGCAUAUACAAGUUAAUUAGCACUAACCCAGAGCCCUUUCAUUCUAUAACAAAAAAUAUCAAAGGUUAGUGAAGAUGACUGGAAAAGACUCGAAACAACAGCUCCUCCUAGAGGUUCCUCAACAAACUACAUCGUGAAAGGAGGCAAUAUAUAAAGGCAUGAAUAGAAAAUGUGAUAAAAGUUUGCUCCUGCCUGUUUGCACACAUACAAAGCUCCCAAGUCACAAUAUGACCAAAACAUAGGCAGUUAUGCAUUCCUAUAGUCGUGAGAAUAUUCUUCAAAGCCAGGAUUGACAUGUACACCAGAGCGCAGCCAAUGCAACAUGCUUAGGGUAACAGAUGUAUGAAGAGCGAAACUAGGUUCUUAUUCUCGGAUCUCUAGAUAGUUUUGUAUUUAUCAACUACUGGAAGAAGCGGAGUUCCAAAUAAUAAAUCUGUGCUUUGUUCUGGCAGGGAUACACUGAUUGUCACAUGUACUAACAGUGCCACAAGCAUUUUUGCAGGAUUCGUUAUCUUCUCAGUGAUUGGAUUCAUGGCCCACGAACUAAAGGUUGACAUUGAUAAAGUGGCCGAUCAAGGUAAGAGUUUGAAUUUUACUGUCCCACAGAAUUAUAGAAAAAAAACCCCCCAAGUUUGAAUAUCGAGCUGUUUAACCCUUUGUAGGCCUUUGGAAAGGUUAUCAUUACCCUCUUUACCUCAAUGGGUGAAAAGUCAAUGUUGGGGUUAUUUUGAGGGUUUUAUAGGUGACUGAAAGCUGGUCAUAAGGGUGUUGAAUUUCAGCUCCUGCCAGAUCCAUGUGUAGCUUAUUAAAUUGGGAUUAUUCCAAGAUUACUGCACCUAGAUGUGCACACAAAUUUUAUUUAGGGUCUGCGUGGCUUUGUACAUGUGCGUAGUGAAGUGCUGAUGAUCAUACAUACAUACAUUUUAUUUCUUACAUCUCCAUAUAUGGUCGGUGUGCAAUGUCUUGUUUUCUCUCCUCUGUUUCUGUCUGUAUCUUUUCAAAUAUUCCACGUUCACUCUCUUUGGAAGAAUCUAUUAAGUUAAAAUCUUGUUCGUAACGUUUAAGUACAUUAAACAGUGUUUGGUUGGUUAGAAAUUAAAAUGACAAAUGGGGCAUUUAUUGGACACAUUUUGUAAUUGUGAAUGAGCCUAUAUAGUCGAAAUAAUAUGUCAUGUUUUUGUUGCAGGUCCCGGAAUUGCGUUUGUUGUUUACCCAGAGGCCCUGACACGGCUCCCUCUUUCACCAUUUUGGGCCAUUAUAUUUUUCUUGAUGCUGCUAACCCUUGGAUUGGACACAAUGGUAACGUCACGUGACUUUCAUUCUGCACUGUUAUUUUUGUCUGCUAGUAUUUUAUUACAGACAGAACACGAUUAUCCUACCUACAUAAUUCCAGAAAUGAUUCACAGGACGGCUGACACCAGACACAUAUCAUGCUUUAGAAGCCUCGAAGUCAUAUGCAUUUAUUAGUAUUACUGGCGUUUAUAUAGUGCCAACGCAUUCCUCAGCACUUUACAAUAUUAUUAAUUGGACUUUAGCAGCAUACUAUUACACAUUGUGACAGUAAUAGGCUGAUCAGAACCCUUCUUCAAAGAGUUUACAAUCUUACUCAAUAAACUUCAUUGUAGUGAAUUAAAAUCUAAAUGGCAACAUUUAAGGUUAAAUUGUUGAUGAUUCCAGCCAUCAUAGUCUAGAUCAGAGGAAGGCAACCUUCAGCAAUCCAGAUGUUGUCUGCUACAUCUCCCAUGAUGCUUUGCCACCAUCAUGGCUGUAAUAGCGUUAUGGGAUAUGUGUUCCACAAUAUCUGGAGAUCCAAAGGUGCUUCCUGGUCUAGGCUUUUAUAGCUUUAUUGCCAUUUGUGUCACUUUAAUUCAGAAUUUAAGGACGUCAGGAGACAAGUUUAAAAAGGGUGAGGUAGGAUGUGUUCUGGGAUUUAUUAAAUAAUUAAAAAUUUUUUAUAUAUUUUCACUGGAAGCAACAAUCUCCAAAGCAGUCGAGAGCAGUAUCUGUGUCAGACGACAGAGAGAUAACAUCAGAACAGGAAAAGGGGACAAAUAACCUCUCAUGUCAUAUUGAAAGAAAUUACACUGACAUUAAUAGUUAUUUCACAGUGGCAAAUAGAUAAAAAAUAAUAAAAACACACAAUAUUAAAAGUGACAUUUGCAUCACAUCAUAAGCAAAACUGUAAUUGGGCACCACCACUCUAUGGAAAUAUAAAGCUGGUAUGAUAAAAUAACAUUAUAAGAUAGUAUAGGAUGGUUUAACCGCCUAUUGAGCAGCUGUAAUAAUCAACUAUUAUAACGCAUCCCUAUAUUAAAAAGUCAACUUUCCUUUUUAACUGUUAAUGUUGCUGCAGUUAUGCCUGAUUUUUACAUCACUAAAUUGUAUUAAUGUAAUCAUGUCACUUCCCCAACUUCAUUGCAGACCAUCAUCCCCCAUGCACCCUAUCUUACAAUAUGUAACCCAUCAUACCCCAUGUACCCCGUUUUACAAUAUGUAAACCUUCAUCUCCCAAUGCACCCCAUUUUACAAUGUGUAAACCAUCUUUACUCAGGACCUCAUCUUCCACAAUCCACCAUGUCUCUCCAAUUUACCAGUGUUAUCACCACCAUACAGAUUAAUAUUAAAUUACACAUUUUCCCCUUUCUAUAUAUUGGCCACUUCAUCUGUAUUACCCAAACCGUAUUCACUAUUUGAUUAAUAGCCUUUUGUUUCUGUCAUUCCAAAGAUAGAAACAGCAGCAGAAUAGUCUACAGUAAAAAUAGUAAUAUAAUAAUAACAACAAUAAUAAAAAUAAUAAUGUAAUAAUAAUAACAAUAAUAAUAAUAAUAAUAAUGAAAAAAUAAUAAUAUAAUAAUAAUACUAUAAUAAUAAUAAUAACAAAAAUAAUUAUAAUACUAUAAUAAUAAUAAUAACAACAAUAAUAAUAUUAUAAUGAGUUUCUUUAGAGGCAAAGAUAAAAAGAAAGGCAAGGUCGGACACAGAACAGGCAAAACAAGGAUUUUAAAACAAAUUGCUAAAAAAAAAUCUGUAACUUUCAAAUAUUUGAAAUUGACUUUUUUUAUGUAUCACCAAUAUAGUCAAGGAUAAGGUGGAAGGGAAUAAUUAAAGAAAUAAAAAUCCCUUUUAUUUUGAUAUAGCUCUAUUAGAAGAUUUUUAAGGAGCUAAUUAUUGUGUACAUUGAUAGCCAGAUACUCUCCUCCAUCCACAGUGUGAUAGCACAACUUACAGCAAGUGAUGGCAGCAAGUCAAGACGUGGCAGAUACUAUGGAGACAUGUUAUGGUAUAAAUAUCACAAAGCGAGGCUAAUAAUUUAACAUUUUCUUAGAGCAGCUCCAUGACAGACUGGGAAUCGAUUCAUUUUUGCAACUAUGACAUAACACAGUUACCUAUUAACGCUGCCAAUAAUUCAGAAUAUAUUGAGCCUUGUUCUAGGAUCCUACACAAAUAGGUUGGAAGAGCUAUAUAGCACCACAGUGUAAAACUCUUCAAUGCUGCACAAGUCUACAUAAGCCAAUGGGAACAGCUCCGCAGCACUAAAUAGUGGACAAAGAGUGUAGUGUUCCGUAUUACAUGACACUAUGCAGGGAUAUAAGAGCCCUGCAAUGCCACCUAGUGGUCACAUUGAGCAAUACAGUUCUUGAAUAUUAAAUUGUGCAAUUCUUUUAUUGUGUAUUAACUAUGAGGUUACCAGCAUAUUCUGCAGCACAGCCUGAUUGCAGAAUUAGGUUGAAUUAUUAAGGAUUGUGAAAGUUUUAACUUUGAUGACUCAUAGAAUAUAUUCGGGGCCAAUACAAAAACUAUUGUCUAGAAAUCUAUUCAUAAACAGGACUAUACAUAGGACACAAGAUCACAUAUUUAGACUGGAAGAAAUGAGAUUUAGUCCAAGGCAAAGGGAAGGUUUUUUUACAGUAAGAACAAUAAGGACGUGGAGUUCUCUGCCUGAAGAGGUGGAUUUAUCUGAAUAUGUACAGAUGUUUAAACAGCAACUGGAUGCAUGCUUGCAAAAACAUACAGGGAUAUAAUUUUUAAUUUGUAGGGUGAUAGUUUUGUGAUCCCAGGAGAGAUUGGACAGCCAAUCUUGGGUCAAGAAGGAAUUUUUCCUACUUUGUGCAAAAUUGGAAGUGCUUCAAAGAUUUUGCCUUCUUUUGGAUCAACAGCAAAAACAAAUGUGAGAAAGAUUAAGCUUGAUGGAUGCAUGUCCCUUUUCAGCGUAUGUAACAAUGUAAUACUAUGUAAUAUAGAAACAUUGCUUUUCAGAGCACAUAGAAGCCCAUGUCUGUUACUUUGCUCAUGUUAUUUAACACGUCUAUCCAGAACUCAAUACAAGAUUGCAGUUAAUGACUGAAGUUUUUAUAGACAGAGAGAUCUAUUACUAUAAACACUUUUACAAACAGAAUGUUAAUUUAAUAUUUUUAUGAGUUUUAUACAAAGUCCUAUUCAAGGCGGUCAUAAACUUACCAUCUAAACAGAUAAUGCGCUUUAAGAUUAUAGAUAAAAGAGAAGACAAUGUAGCUGAUGGCUAAGUAUAUGACGGCAUCCUAGAAGAAGCUAUGUCAGGUUGGAGUCAUUGUGUUGCAGGUAAUAAUUAGUGAUUAGCUCAUAGAGGUUGAGUGAGAAGCAUAGACUAUAAAGUAAAGUCAGAGCAAAAUAAAUGCAAAAAAAAAAUACUUUUGGAUUUAUUCUCUAAACCUUAAAUUGUAGAUUCCAAAAAAUGACAGAUGUACUGUGCUAGGACACAGUUGGCUUAUCCCCUUCUCAAUGAACUGUAUUAAUAAUAAGUGUUUAACCAGGAAAGGUACAUCCAAGUAUGUCCUGGGGAUAUCAUGUUUUUGCCCAACAUUCAGGGAAUGUUACUAUUGUCCAAUUUAAUGGUACUCAUUUUACCUACCCUGCCGGGAUUUGAACCUGCGAACCACAAUGGUAGACCAGAUUCAACUGAUCUCACCGACCUGUUUAAAGUCUGUUGAGAAGCAUUGGAAAUCAUGUGUAUGUGUGGGUCUGUGGCUCCAACACAGAUGCUUCUCAGUAAAAAUCCUCUGAAUGGGUGUAUUCCCCAGCACAAACAUUCACUCUGAAUACUCAAAUCGGAGGCUUCUCAUGAGGAGGGUUUGCAAAGGCUGCAGACAAGAGAUCUGCUGCUUUUGCAAGCUACUUUUAGAUAUAACGCAAAUGAAAAAAUGCCUUCUUAAACACGUGUAUGUUCUUAUGUUUUUUUUUUGUUUCUUUACUAAACAAUAAAGUAAAAAAAAAGGCAGUGGAGUAUUCCUUUAAAAUAAUGAGUGACAUAAUAUAAACUUGGUAACAUGAAUAGAUUUCGGACAAUUGUUUUUUAAAUGGAGCCUCAAUUGAUUUUUUCAAAUAGUAUGUUUAUGAUGUGUAUUUACACAGCGUAAAUUUGUCGUUUUACUCCUAUUUUUGUGUGAAAAACAUUUUCAACUUUGAUUGAGAGAAAUGUAAUUGGGGGUGCAUACUUACCAAUAUUGUAAAUAUACUAAAAGGCACACUUUAAUUUUAGGUGUUAUUGUUUGAGGUGUUACCAGGCAAUUCUAGGACAUUUUAGGUGACUUCAUACCGAACUGAUUUAUAUAACUGAAAAUGUCAUUAGGAAUGUACAAAAGAGGAUAAAAGGAUUUUGGCCAAAUAUAGGGACUCGCUCUGUUAAAUUGUGACAUUUGGAGAGUAUUGAAAUAUCAUUGGAACUGGACAAGCAUACUGUUGUAUUGACAGAGCAGUAGAUUAGCCAUUUAGCAGAGCUGCUAUCUCGUGUUGUACUUAAUGGAAUAUGAUCUGUUAGAAAUUGAACUCUGACUGUUUCUUUCUAUCGUCCACAGUUUGCUACCAUUGAAACAAUUGUGACAUCUGUAUCGGAUGAGUUUCCGAAAUACCUGCGAACUCACAAGCCCCUCUUCACGCUUGUGUGCUGCAUCUCAUUCUUCAUUAUGGGAUUCCCGAUGAUCACACAGGUUACUAUGAGACUGGGCUACUAACCCUGCUACAACAGAAUUGUUUAAGCUGAUCUUUCACAGGACUGUUCACUAAAGUUUGAAUUUUAGAAAAUGAAAUCCAAAUUGCACAACUGAGGCUGAAAAAGCUGAUUUGGAAAACAAAUUGUAGCCACUGUUUGGCUAUUUAAGACUCACAUUUGUAAUGUGAAUGCAAUUAUCUAAAAUUCAGAGUAUAACAAAGAACUCCGUAAGUUUGAAAAGUUGCAUAAGUUACGCAAAGUUGAAGCCACGUGUAUUAUCAAAUAUAGCACGCCAGCUUACUUUUUUCAAGAUCCCAUAGGCAGGACUAGUAUGGGCAAAUAUUAUUAUGGUAAAUGGCACAGGAUAUAUUUACUAAACCGAGAUUUUAAACCAAGUUGCAAAUAGCUGAGAAUGUACCAUUCAACAUUUAAAUUAGACAAAGACGGAAUAUUUUAAUUUUAGGGGUGUGAGUGGGGUGUGUGGCCAGGGGUGGGGCAGUUCCAAGAAAUUGUAGGUGAUUACUAAUAAUUUAUGGAACUAAAAUAUUCUAGCUAAAGAACAAUGUAUUUUAUUUACACAGGCUGAUUUCUAAACACAUUUAUUGUAGUUUAAAGACACAUUACUGGGAGUAUUAUUGCUGUGGAGCUCUGUUAUACAGUCAGACACACCAACAAUACAGAAAUGAGGGACAUUAGGAGAGAAAAGAGGGACAGAAGGAUUUGGGCUUAAAAUAGUGACUGCCCCUCCUAAACAAGAACACUUGGGACUUGUGUGAGAUAAAGACAUUUUCUGAUGCUGUUAUUUGUGGCUUAAAUUCUGCAAGACACGUCUUGUUGCCCCUCGUCAUCGAAAAAAAUGCCUAUUUAGGAGGCUGGCUGCAGUGUUUUAUAGGGACUCUGUUUCAGGCCCUGUUGUAAAAACUUUAUUUUUUAGUUGAAAGUAAAAUAUAAAUUAAAAUAUAAAAUACAAUAAAAAAUUUUUCCCCAAAAAUAAUUUGAUAAAUGGGGGAAUUUUCUGCUGAUUUCUGUCUUUCUCCAUCAGGGUGGACUCUAUAUGUUGCAGCUUGUCGACACAUAUGCUGCCUCGUACUCCCUGGUCAUCAUCGCAAUAUUUGAACUGGUUGGAAUUUCAUACGUAUACGGUAAACAAGAUACAUACACACACCCACACACACAGACACACACAGUAAGGAGAAAUGUAGUUCGGGGCUGCUGUUCCAGGCAUCUAGCGGAGGAGCAGAAGAUGUCCUAUAUGCCGGAAUGCCGAGCUAGAACAUAAAAAUCCACAGAUGUAGUGCUCGCUGUGAAUUCGUUACAGGCUACCCCAGGCAGGAAUAAGCUUUUCUGCCGCAUACACACAUCUGGAAAGCCUCUUAAAUGAGGCAAACAACAAUUUGCAUCUUAAAUAGCUGAUAUUUUAGUUUUAUGAGCUGCACUUGUGUUAAAGACAGUUAUCAUUUCCUGUUUACUGCUCCCAAAAGGAGGAUUAAACUCAUCAUAAGAUUCACACAAACAGCAGAACAAAGGAUCCAAACGCCGCUAGCAAGAAAUAGAAGCAGAGUAUACUACAGGAUGACUACGGCCAUCAGACUGCAUUAUCUAGCGAGGACGAGUAUAACUAGCCCAACCGCAAACCCUGAUUUACGUGUUUAGGGAUUUAUUUAUUGACCUACUUUUAAAAUGUCUAGUUUAUAUAACGCUCACUGGAUAAUCCACGUUAAGAAGUAUCAAAUCAACAGACAAACAAAGUGUUAUUUAUUCAAGUGGGAAAUACUGAAAAAAGCUAAUUAAACUGAAAAGGAAAUUGGGAUUGGAAUUUUUUUGAGUCGCAAUUUUAAAAAUUCUCCAAGUCAGACAAUGUUUCCAGUUUGUUUUUAUCACCAAAAGUUUGACAUUCACUUUGAAUUCCCUCCAAAUCCCAGUUUAGUAAGCAACCCUGACAUUUAUAGUGAGAUUAUUUCUUAAACAACUGUUUUGCAAUAACUGACAUUUUAGCUGACUGUUACGUCUAAGUGUUUAAAAUUCAUUAUUUCAAUUAAUUAUUUAUGAGACUUGAAGGGACACUGCAGACCCCUAAAGCACUUUAGCUUGCUGCAAUGCUUUAUCUGUGAAGAGUGUGUCCUCUUUUUUUCAUUUUACGAAAAGUGCAGAUUUCAAUAGAAAUUGACACUUUUAUAAUAUAACUUGGUUACAACCCCCCUGGCUGUCAAUCAAACAACUGGUCCUGUUACUUCCUGGUUUGUUUAGGUCAGUGGAGAUAAACUCAAGAGACAAAUACUUCACAUUGAGGUCAGUGGAGAUAAACUCAAUAGGUAGAUGCCCAGAGCACCUGCCUUGCAAAGACUUGUCAAUGAGCUGCAUUGUGAAGUUUGUGAUUGGACAGCCACAGAAAGUCUGGGCGUGGUUAGAAGGGGAGGGUUUGCAAAGGCUAAAGACAAAAGAUCUGUAGAUAUUGCAAGCUGUUUUUAGAUAUACUCCAAGUGAAAAAAUGCAUAAUGAAAUACAUGCAUGUUUUCAUUGGAGGUUUGUCUGCUAAACAGUGAUUUCACAAAAAAUGGGCAGUGGAAUGUCCCUUUAAAUAAUCCCCCAAACCCUGCACCUACCAAUUGUCGGAUACAGAUGUGCAGAUCCACAAAUUGUUUAGCUAUUUAAAUCACACCAGUUUCAGUGGAAUCAACCCUAAUGGUUAAUGAUUGAUAUCUUUAAUUUAUACACAUUGCUGGGCAGCACUUUCCAUGAACUGACCCCUAACAUUGGCUACCUGUGGUCAAGGAGUAGUGGCUGAGAGAGGACUGCCCAUAUAAUAAUGAGACAGUGUAUGAGAGAAUAAGUUGUCUUCAGCCAGAUUUAUUGUUCUACGAAUUGCAUAGAAAACAGAGUCAGAGUGGGACCUAUAGUGAUUCUCAGAUACAUCUACCUCUCGGUUAUUUUGUCUAUUUGUAAAACAUAUGGUUUAAAAAACAAAAUAUAUAUCACUCAUUCUAAAAAGGGCCAUAGGCUUCACAAAAAAAAUAAUCACAAAAAAUUAUCUUGUAACACAUGACGUAAUUAAAUUAUUAAACAAAAUAAUUAUAGAUACCAAUUUGAUGAGGAUACAAGAAAAGCACAUUUACCCAACUUAAUAUAUUAUGAACAAAUAAUGAAUAUGCAACCUGAACUGUAUUCUACGUUUCUGCCACCAGGUGGCACCAGCUGCUUUUCAUGUAACUGGGAAAAUGGUCUUACAGCGAGAAAGUCUGUUUUAGUCCAAAGACAAUUAGUGCCAUUCUGAAUUGGAACCCUGGAAGAUGCACAAUAUGGUAUCACUUGCAACAGAUGUGUGAAGAAUCCGUGUUUGUUUUUUUUUUUUUUUUAAAACUGUCAUUAUGACAGAUAAACUAGCAUCGUAAGCCUAAUGGAAUUUAAAGGACACGGUCAUCAGAUUUUCACCCUUAAUUUUUAGAAGUAUGUUCAGUUUAAUGAAACUUAAUGAUAUUGUUUUAGUGAUGUAUACUGUAUACAGUUUCACACAGAGCAAUAACAGCAGCAGAAAGUUAGGUUGAGCAGCAGUUGGUCAGGUAACUGUAGAGUGGGAACAAACAAGUUGGCUCGGCCAAAACUAAAAAAAUAAAUAAAUCAAUGUACAGAAUUUAAAACAAAUCAUUAAGUCUAAUUAAAUUUAAUGCAUUUAAAAAAAAAAAAUAAGAAGUGAAAAUUUGAUGACAAUCAUCCUUUAAAAGUUCAACAAUCUGCCGGCACGAUGCCAAGUCUUCGAGUCUUUACAUAGUCUCAGUAUUUUCACCUAUCCACGUUUCCCUUUCUGAUGGUUUCAGGCUUGCAGAGAUUUUGUGAAGACAUUGAAAUGAUGAUCGGAUUUCAGCCAAAUCGAUUCUGGAAGAUCUGUUGGGCUUUCGUGACACCAACUAUUCUAACUGUAAGAUAUUUUUUUUGUUUCCAUUUUAUGGUCCAUCCAAAACUCAAUUCUUGAGGCUUGUAGACAAUUUUUAGGUUAAUACUUUAUUCAGUUAAUCAUGAAGCACAAUUAUUAAUUAAAUAGUAUUUACAGGAACAGUGAAAUGCAGUCUCCUAUAAAGUCUGUGGGCAUUUUUGUAGAUAAAUCAUUUAAAACAGAUUGUGAUCAUUUAAAAUGCUUAUCUGAAAGAAUUAAAUUGAGGCCUCUUCAAGACUUGAAGAAUGAAAUAUUUUCAAUGAAAAGUGAAUGCUGAACCAAGAUGAUCCAUUAGCAUUUAUUUGUAAAAUGUGGACAUAGUCAACAAAUGUUUCAAUAUAUUUGUCUGCAAGAUUAUUAUCUAAAAAUUAAAUUACUGGGACAUGGGGUUCGCAUACAGAGUGCAGAAAACUAACAACAGAACGAAAGUGUUGGUUAGAUUGUGAUUAUCAUGGAUAAAUAGGUGUUAUGAUUUUGGGGUUUUGGGGUAGAAUCAUAGGCGUGCGCACGGGGUGUGCCGGGUGUGCCUGGGCACACCCUAAUCACACCUCCGUGCUGCACUACCUUUGGGCAGACUAACAUGUCGGAUCCCACAGGAGGGGGCCCAGCGGCUUGCCCACAAUGCCGCCAGGUGCGAGGCCCCUCCUGUCAGUCUGCCCUGACGGAGAUCCAGCCUCAGUCUGCAGCUCCGCCGGGGGUGAGCUGCAGACUGAGGUGUCUCGCGAUCUCCAGCCUGUUAGAGCGUUACCACGGCAAUGCUCUGCCUGGAGAUCGCGAUACUCACCAGGUGGUCUGCAGCUCACUCCCGGCGGAGCUGCAGACUGAAGAGAGAGGACGCCCACUGGACCACCAGGGAAGGUAUUUAAAGCCCCCUCUGCCCCAUGUCAUUCACUGCCCCCCCACCUCCCCUCUACCCCCUGUCACUCACUGCCCCCCACCCUACCCCCUGCCACUGACCCUCUACCCCCCAGCCCCUGUCACUACCCCCCACUGUCACUGCCCCUCUACCCCCAGCCCCUGUCACUGCUCCUCUACCCCAAGAGCCUGUCACUACCCCAGCCCUGUCACUUGCCCCUCUGGCCCCCUAACCCCUGUCACUUCCCCUAACCCUUGUCACUGCCCCUCUACCUAACCCCUGUCACUACCCCAUAGCCCAUCACUACCCCUCUACCCCCUAACCCCUGUCACUACCCCCUAACCCCUGUCACUGCCCUCUACCCCCUAACCACUGUCACUGCCCCAUGACCCCCUAGCCCAUGUCACUGCCUAUCCACCCCUAACCCCCCUGUCACUACCCCUCCUACCCCCCCCACCCCUGUCACUGCCCGUCUACCCCCCACCCUGUCACUGCCCCUCUAACCCCCUAACCCAUGUCACUGCCUCUCCAUCCCCCUUGACCACUGUUACUGCCCAUCCACUCCCCCCAACCCUGUCACUGACCCUCUACCCGCCAACCCCUGUCACUACCCCUCUACCCCCCCCUGUCACUUGCUACCCCUCUACCCCCCUAACCACUGUAACUAACUGUCUACCCCAACCCCUGUCGCUGCCCCUCCACACCCCUAUCCCCUGUCGUUGCCCCUCCACACCCCUAACCCAUGUCAUCCACACAGUGCACCCCUCACAAUCAUACACACUGUACCCCACACACACUGCAUCCCUCACAAUUACACACAAUAUACCCCUUACAAUUACACACACUGUACCCCCCACACACUGCAUCCCUCACAAUCAUACACACUGUACCCCACACACACUGAAUCCCUCACAAUUACACACACUGUACCCCUUACAAUUACACACACUGUACCCCUCACAAUCACACACACUGUACCCCUCACACUCACACACACUGCACCUUUCACAAUUACACCACACUGUACCUUUCACAGUUACACACACACUGUACCCCUCGCAAUCACACACACACUGCACCCCUUACAUGCUGCAUUGCUCACACUAACACACACACACUGCACCUAUGUAUAUUUGUAUUUGUAUACAUAUAUGUGUGUGUAUGUAUAUGUAUAUGUAUGUGUGUGUAUGUGUAUAUAAAAAUGUAUAUACACACGGCGUGUGUGUUUGUGCUUUAGGGUGCACACCCUAAUGCAACAGGCUGCGCACGCCUAUGGGUAGAAUUAAGAUGUUUUUAGAAAGGAACCUAAAGUAACAAAAAUAACAUUUGUUAUGUUGGGAUGAUAGAAUCCCUCCUAUACACCUCCUACUGUCCAUCCCCUAUGUUAAUUAAAAAUAUAAUUAUAAAAAAAAAAAAAAACAAGUACAAAAGAUGGCACAAAAAAAAUUAUAUAAAAAAUAUUAUUGCUAUGAAAAGAUGCACCUCAUAAGUGUUAAUAAGGUGCAUCUUGUUAAUAAAAAAAUAUAAUUAAAUAAUUUAAUAAUGAUUACUGAUGUUGCCUCCAGCUCCUCCAUUGGUGAUGUCAGCAUCCAAGCUCAGAUCACCUGUGAUCUCCUCCAAUCCAUUGCUUUUUGUAGACAAGCAGUGUAUUGGAACUGGACUGCAGAGCCAAACACGGUGCUCCUCCAAUCAGCAAGAUUUUAAUAGAAGUCACAGACAAGUAAAUUAUUUGCAAUUAUAGAUUUUUUUUAUUAUUGUCCUUUUUUGUUCAAUACAUUCUGUGUAGUUAUAUUAUUUUUCUAUUAAAAUAAACAUCUGAUGUCCACUUGCCAAACGAAAUUAAAUUUAUCUUUGAAUUUAAGUACAAACCAAUCUUUAUGUUACUAAUAUGUUUAGGGAGAUAGAGAGCACCUAACAACGGCAGAGAUAGGGAGAGAAAGAAGAAUUGCAUAGAAUUUCAAAUAAAGUCAGAGUUAGCACUUUUAAGAUACGUGUCAUUUCUAACAUACUUUAUUGAUACAUUCCUCGUGUAAAGCAAUUAUCACUACAUUUAAAGCUGAAUCUGUGAUUGUAACCCUAUUAUAGAAAUACAGAUUCGUUUGUUCUUUUUUAACAUGAUAUUUCUUCCAAGUGCUACCAUCCUCUGAUUUUCAAUAAUUCAUUUCAUGGCGAUGAUGAUUUAAUCACUCAUGUUAUUCACUAGGUUUAGACUGUAAUGAUGAUUUGCAAGAUUAUGCGAAAAUUCCUAGAAUUAAUCUGGAAUUGCAAAUCAGAUAUUUAUUUAAGGCACAUCACAUAUAAAUUUGGAUCAAGCUGAAUGUGCAAUCCAGUUUGGACCGAUUUGUGUCUUCAAAAACAUCAGCUGAUAGACGGUCUGAAUCACACACAAAAUGAUUAAAUAAAUUUGCAUUUUAAAAGCGAGAUCAAAGAAAUUCACAAAUUUUGCUACUGUUUGCACAAUCUGCCAGUGAACAAAUAGUUAAAAAUAUAUAAAUAAAAGGAAUCUUAUGGCAAUCCUGGUGAUAUGGUCCCUAAGAUUCUCUAGAACCACAAGUAGUGGUGAAAGGGUUAAAAACAAAGUAAACGGGUGGCCUCAAUUAUUUAAGCGUUUAGUUAUUUUGUCUUUUAGUUGUUUCUCCACUGGCUGAUUAAUAUGGGGAAAUAGCCCAGGAAUCACAUUAUAUUCCAUGAUUAAUAUGGUUCUUGAACUAAUUCAAGCACUUUUAAUGUCGCCUGGGCUGGUUCAUGAAUCAGAACAGAAUGGGAACUUAUUCAGAUUAAUUAAGAGUCAGUUUGGUAACAUAUAGAAUAUAGUUUUGGUAUAACUAAAUAAAUACCUCGAUAGUUAGCAAAGAUUUUCUCGAGUGAGAUUUAUUCUUUAACCCCUUAAGGACACAUGACAUGUGUGACAUGUCAUGAUUCCCUUUUAUUCCAGAAGUUUGGUCCUUAAGGGGUUAAACCAGGAUUUGUGAAGAUUUAGGCCAACACAUUUGGAUUAAAAGUUACAAGUCCUUUGUUGAUUUUUCACUAAGUAGAAAACUUUUGCAUUCGGUUUCAAACAAAUUUGCCUGAAUUUCAGACGAUCGACAAUUCAUCCGAAAUCCCGAACUCUGAAACGCUAAGUAGAUGAAAAAACGAAACAAAUAAAAUGAGCAGUGGAUGAAACCUUGAUAUAAUUCAGAGUUCUUUCUAUCAAAAUAAGGAACACCAUCAGCAUAGCAUUCUGGUGCUUACAAUAACGAGUUAAAGCUAGCAUCGGCUGGAUGGAGAAACAGGGAUGGAGUGGAUCUCUUUUACUCUAGUGUAUGCCUCCAAACAUUCCAAAUGGAAUGGUCAAAGAGGGUUUUAUUUUAGAGGUGUUAGUGGGGGUGUGGCCUGUGGCCAGGGAUAUUCUCAGAAAUUUAAGGUGACUUACGGAUAACAAUUUAUACAUCUAAAAUUUAAUUUGUAACAAGAGCAAUGUAUCUUAUUUACAUAGACUGAUUUCUAUUGAUUUUAUUGUAGUUUAAAGACACAUAACUGGGAGUAUUAUUGCUGUGGAGCUCUGUUAUACACUCGGACUCACUAACAAUAUCGAGCUCCUAGAAAAGAGGGACAUUAGGAUAGAAAGAGGGAGAGAGGGAUUUGGGUGGUGUCUUUACUCCAUGAGGUGGGGUAACCCAAUAGGUGACAUGCAUUUCUUGUGUUUUAUAAGUGUGUGUGAGUGUAGGAAAUCUGCAGAACCCAUCACUAGCAUUAUUUUCCCACAAAACAAUCCUCAGUUAUGAUGUUUGUGUCAGAAUUCAUGAAUGAUCCAAUUUUGACUAUGGUAAUUGUGUAUGCAGUUCUUACUUGACACACUGGGUGUCAGUAUAAUGCAGAUAUUGUAACAUUUGAGACUUUUUGGAAAUGUUGGUAGAUUAAAGGACAACUGCUACAUCAAAAUAAUUUUUAAUACAAUAAUUCUGUCAUCAAGCUAUGAAAUUAACUAUUUUUUUGAAGUAUAUGAAAAAGGAAUUUUAAAUAAACUUUUACCUUUAAUAUAUGACAGGAUCUUUCAGCCAUAUGCACGCACCUUGGGUCAGACAGUGUUUGAAAACCGACAGUUAGUCUCUAUGAUCUUUCCUACUUCAUUCCCUGGACAGAAACUAGGAAGACCAUAGAGACUUACGGUUGGAAUUCAAACACUGUCUGACCCAAGGUGCAUGUACGUGGCUGAAGGAUUCUGUCAUAUACUAUAGGUUAGGGAUGUGCAAGGGCAAACAAAUUGGUUUGGUUUGGUUUGGAAAUUCAGGUAAGACAAACUUUUCGUCUGCUUCGACAAUUAGGACCAAUGACAUUUGGUUUGGUUCAGCACUAUGGCAAUUCGGAACUUCGGUAAUUCGGACCCUAACCCUAUCCCUAACACUUACCUUAACCCCUAACUCUAACCGCUAAAUGCUAACCCUAACCCCUAGACCUGAACCCUUAAACCCUAACCCCUAACACUAAACUCUAAUCCUAAACCCAAACCCUAAACCCUAACCCUAACACUACCCUUAACCCUAAUCCUACCUUUAACCUCUAACCCCUGAAUCCUAAACCCUAACCCCUAACCCCUAACCCUACCCCUAACCCUAACUCGCAACUUUAGCAAUUCGACAAUUCAAACUUCAGACAUUAGUAAGCAUCCGAAUGUCCAAAUUUCACGAAAUUCAUCCGAAUGUACGAACGAAAUGAAUUGCACAUGUCUACUAUAGGUAGGGAUGAGAUUUUCAUUUUUUUUUUUUAAAAACAUCUAUUUCCUUUCAAAACUUGAUAAAAGGAUUACUAUCUUAAAAUUAGUUUUGAGGUAAUAGUUGUCUUUUAAAGACCAUUCCACAGUCUGAUAGUUCUGCAUUAUCUAAAUUCUCCAAAUUCAGCUUACCUUGCUUAGUAAUGACAUACUGAUGGGGCACACCCAACAUUUAUGGUUAACUUAUUCUUGUUGUUUGUAAAGGCUAAAUGGUUAGAAAUAUGAAUCUUACAGGAGAAUAUGGCUCAUUAACAGGCAUCGACUAGUAAUUGCUGGGAUCACUGGGGUUAUAAUAGCAAAAUACAUCAGUUCAGGAGGUGAAAUGCUAAUAAACAGCAUGGGGACUGGGGGCUAUAGAUUUUCUAUAUAUUGGUGUCUCAGAUAAACAAGAACCAUUGUUACAGACAAUUGUUGGAAAAUUUGUUAGGUAGAAUUUCAAAAUGUUCUGGAGCCAUAGCUGCGUUACUACAUCAUGAAUCUAAUAAUUAAAGAACUGCAAGAAUCACUAUUAAUAGAGAUCAUGGUAGAAUAUAUGUCAUCAAAGUGGAUGAAAGGAAUUAACCUGCAGAUUGUGGAAGGAGUUUAGAAACAAAAUGUAUUAAUUCAGGGUGUAGCAUGUGCAUCACUUCUCAAGCAAUGCUGUAUAGUGCUUCCAUCAGGAGAGAUCGUGGCUGUUGGAGAGGCCAUAUUUUACCCAGCGUGGAGAAGCCUUCUUUUACCCAGGUCUGACAUUUUAAUAAAGAGAUUUCUGGAGGCACAUAGAGGGAAACAUGUCAUAAUUGGGGUUUAACCUCUAGAUCUGUAGAUCUGGGUGUGCCUCCUAGUAAUUGGAAGACAUACAAGCUGAUUAUUAUGAAAACACUAAGUUUCAGUUUAAUAUAAAAAGUAGCCUAAAGAAAUAGAAUAUGAUCUAUUGCUUGCAUUAGUUAAUACUUCGAAGUCAGAGUAUGAAUUUCUAGAUUUGAAGUCUGACAUUUAGGGGUGUAAGCGGGAAUUGGAGUUCAGGCUGUGGCCAUGUGUCUGCUAGGUUAAAAAAAAAAAAAGAAGCAAAAACAAACAAACAAAAAUCACUUUCACUAAAAAAUAAAAAACAGAAAAAUGACAUAGUUACAUAGUUACAUAGCUGAAAAGAGACUUGCGUCCAUCAAGUUCAGCCUUCCUCACAUUUGUUUUUUGCUGUUGAUCCAAAAGAAGGCAAAAAACCCAGUUUGAAGCACAAUUUUGCAACAAGCUGGGAGAAAAAAUUCCUUCUUGACCCCAGAAUGGCAGUCAGAUUAAUCCUUGGAUCAAGCAGUUAUUACCCUACAUUGAAAGAUUAUAUCCUUGAAUAUUCUGUUUUUACAAGUAUGCAUCUAGUAGCUGUUUGAACAUCUGUAUGGACUCUGAUAAAACCACUUCUUCAGGCUGGGAAUUCCACAUCCUUAUUGUUCUUACAGUAAAAAAAAAUUCCUUUGCCUUAGACGAAAUCUUCUUUCUUCCAAUCUAAAUGUAUGACCUCGUGUCCUAUGUAAGUCCGGUUUGUGAAUAGAUUUCCACACAAUGGUUUGUAUUGGCCCCGAAUAUAUUUGUAUAAUGUUAUCAUAUCCCCUCUCAGGCGACGUUUUUCUAAACUAAAUAGGUUUAUGCUGUCAUAAGACAAAGCAUAAAGACAUUAGAACAAAUAUAUAUAUAUAUAUAUAUAUAUAUAUAUUUAUCUAUAUAGUUAUACCUAAUUGUGAGAUAAUUUGUUCUUUAAAAUCUUUGAAUCCCCGUGAUAUAUGCUUAUACAUGUGACAGUUUCUUCUUCAUAUCAUGUUUUGUAAUGUCCAUGUUUAAUUUGCUGCCGUGGCUACCGAGAAAAAAACCACAGAACUGGCCUAUUUCUGUCUAUCAGGUGGAAUGAUUACAGCAAGCUGUUUAUCACUGCAUUCAAAGUGUUUAUUGGGAUUUAUUAUUUAGUGCAGUCCGGGAGGAUUUUGUUCAGGGGACUAAAAGGAGAAGAAUGAAAGAAAUUGAGAAUUCACAGGGAGGGUUCAUCACAUCUUUUUAUGAUGUUCCGAAACCAUUUCUGUUUCCAGACUCUGACAGGCCUGCUAUCAGUAAGGGGGGAAACGGUCCCAGACUUAUCUAUCAUUUAUUGUCCAAUUGACAAACCAAGGCCCGCAGCACACUCAGAGCAAGUAACUCAGUGUAUUGUACAAAGCAAUUCAGGGCUUGGAAGUUUGAUAAAUGGUAACAGAGAGAAUGAAGUUAUAUUACAGAUACAAUGUCCGGAUAUACAACUGACUGUACGCCAUUUACUGACACCAAUCCUCGGGCCAGUAGCGUUCUAGGUCUCAGAGUAGAGAGAAAUGCAAGGGUAAGUUUAAACCCUAUUUUUAAUGCAUUUUGGAGACAAUGCAUUAAAAAAAUCUAUUUAUUUUUUAUUAUUUAUUUUAAAAAAAAUAGCAAAAGAAAAGUUAAUGAGCCAAACACAUUUCCACGCUAGUAAUCAAGCAAAUUAAACUGACAGAAUCUAAAGAUAUAUAAAAUUCAGUGCAGCAAGGGUUAAAGCUAGAUCUUAGGGAAGCCGAGUCUCACCAAUAUAGAGAGAACAACAAACAUUUUAUUUACAUAAAAAUCUCUUCAAUUCACAGUGUUCAUAAAAAAAAUAAAAAAAAUAAAAAUGUUUGAAAAAAGAGUGGAAUGAUCAAAUAUUCCACAUACACAGAUUGUUAACAUAAAUCACUCACAUGCGGAAACACUUAAUAUCCGUUAUCCCAUGUGAUAAAGCAGAGGUUUACAUCUAUCAACAAUCUCUUGGCAAUCUCACAGCACUUUGCUGUAAAUGCAAUACUCUCAGAGGCUUUUCUUCGGAAAAGAGCGAUUGCAUAAACCUGUGCUGGUGGUAAUGUUAAGCCGAACAGUGACAAUUCUCUAACUCAUAUGUUUUUCAGGACUAACCUCGACCAAAAUAUAUCAAUACAUGUUGCAUUUCUGGAACCUGGGACUUUGUCAAGACAACAAGUAGCUCACUGCUUACAUGUUCACUGACAAUCCUGCGAUUUAUUCUAAUUACUGUAGUGUCCAAAAAGUAGAUCCCCAGAUGUUUUAAAACUACAGCUUACAUGAUGCUUUGCCAUUCUAAAGGCAUUCCAAAGGCACGCAAAGCAUCAUGGAAGUUGUAGUUCUACAACAUCAGGGAAUCGACCUUUCGAGCACCCCUGCUGUAGUGAUUAGAGUGCCAAGAGUGCUCUGGCCCCCUCCACCCCACCCCCACCCACAUGUAAGUGGCCAAACCAUGUUCUAAUUUAUGUUGAAUCACAUUCAAGCAAAGCAUUGUACAGUUAUUUUUUCAACAAGCAUCUUCCAGUCUACCUGUACACAGUAGGGGCAGUAUCUAUAGGGGGUCUUGCAGGCAUUGAGAUGUAUUACAGAAGACCUUUCAGUAAAUCUAACAUAGGAAUUCUAUAAAGAUAUUAAAAGCAUUGUGUGAUUGCCAUAUACCCAGGGAUCUUCAGCUUUCAGUCCACGCACUUAUAGAGUUAAAGCCAUGUUAUUAUGAUAAUUGCAUUGAACAGCAGUGAUUUGAACAGUUGUUACAUGAACAAAUUGCCAUUAUACAGCAUGUAGACUCAUUGCGCACAGGCAUACUGUAAAGAUCAAAGCUGUAGUGAGCAUGUUAUCUUCCUUGGAUGACUGUACUGCAGUGCUGAUAACAUAUGGCCACCACGCUGGCUACAAAUCCUUCUCUUCCUGAUUUUUUUCCCCUCCAGUUCAUCCUGGGUUUUAGCUUUUAUCAAUGGGAGCCGAUGACGUACGGAACGUAUCACUACCCAACCUGGUCCAUGGUUCUGGGAUGGCUGAUGCUGGCGUGUUCAGUUAUUUGGAUCCCCAUUAUGUUUGUGAUAAAAAUGUUUCUGGCACCUGGCAGCUUUAUUGAGGUGAGUUCCAAGAUCUAAGUCAUUACAUAUUCUCACAAAUUGCACAUAACUAUCUAGCGAGCACUUUCACCAAGCUGGAUUCGUGGUCAUUUACAGUCAUUAGUUGGUUGGAUUUAAUAUCCACCAGAACAGCUUGGAUUUAAAAAGUUCCAUCACAAACUGUUGUGGAAAUCUCGCCACGGAUAAGGAAUUUAGUGUAGCUCAUCCCAAAAUCCACUGCCGCUCUUCCAUACUGUUUGUCUCAUAACCCAAGUGGGACAUCAACGUUGCAAUAUAGCAAUUUAACCGAAAUAAAGGGAAGAGAAGCUCAAUUUAUUUUAAUAGCUAAUAAACCAAUAAUUGUUUUUUUUUAUGAUUCCACAAGUUUGCUUUUUAUACAAUUUCACGCGGAAUUUUUCCAAAUCAAAUUACUUUUUCAGUAAAUAGAAUGGUAUCAGAAUGCAGGCCAUUUUUAUUCUAAUCAGCUCGGCUGCCUUCUCAUACUUCUCUUGGUGACGGUGAAUAAAAUUACCAUAACCAGAUAAUUAUAAUCUGUUUUCCAUCAUCAUAAUGUUUUUUUUUUUUUCCUACGGUACUGGGUUAUAUUCUCCUGGGCAUUAUCAUAAACAGAAAUUCAAUUACUUUGAUGUAACCCACUGCUAAGACUGAGCAAUGGAUGAGAAACAUUUGGUUAAGUGCCUCAAAACUACGCAAAUAAUAUUUUAUUCCUGCUUUUUAAUGGAACAACAUGACCUGCAUCAUAUUCCACCUUUAAAUAUUAUUGGAUCAGAUCUGUUUCAUGAAUAUUAAAGGACUAGCUGUAAACAGAAUUGACUAAACUUUACCAAUCUCUGGUACACAGACAGUUAAGACAAGCUGUAUUCAAUAAAAUGUUUUAUCUCUUGCUUUUAAUACAACAUAAAUCAUCUUUUUAUUUGUGCUGCCCCAUCAAGCAUCAAAAAUCUUGUUUAUGAUGUAGAUAAAUCAACGCAAGAUUCACAGGAAAAAGUGUCCCCCUCCCCCCGAAGGCAUACAUGAAUUGUUCUUUGAUAUUUUUUUACUAGUGUCCCCAUGACCUUACAAUCCAUUUAUAUUAAGCGUGCCAUCAUUUUUGUUACAAUAAUGAGUGAGGGGAGACACUUAUGCUGCCAAGCCAUCGAGAUGAGCCUGUAAGGUGUUUUUGCAGCAUUUUAUGUGUGUUGCAUUAAUAACUAUAUUCUGCCAGGUUUAAAGCUUUGUGCUAAUUUUGCUUCUAUCCCCCGUUAGAAUUUCAAAAGCUCAAAUCUUUAUUGAUGCUGGAGAGAAGCACAAUAAAAUAAAAUAAAUUUUUAUACUUCCUGUAGAGAUUAAGAAUUUAAAAUGUUACUAUUUUACGUGAAGCACAUAUUUUUAUAUCAGUUCCCAUUAGUUCAUAGGGAAACAAGGUUGCUUCUGGUCAGUCACAUCCUGUAAAUGCACAGGAUAUGAUGCCACUUCCUGUCAAUUUACAGCUUAUAAUGUCAUUUCCUGUCAGUUUGUUCAUAUCAUGCCUUGAUUGAGGCUUAGAUUUCGGGGCAUUAUUUGGCUGUAUAUGGGAUAUUCUGGUAUUAUGAGAAUUGUAGGGUUCGUUUAUUAAAUAACUGUGUUAUGCUCAAUGAGGUUUACGUAUAAAUUAUCAAACUGCUCUUCUGGCCCUUAGUUUGACUGUGUACAGGUAUGUCACACAUAAAACCAAUGAAUUAUCUAAGUAGCAAUAUGUUUGUUUUUUGCUUCUCCAUUCCAGAGACUCAAGCUUGUAUGUACUCCUCAGCCUGACUGGGGUCCAUUCUUGGAAAAGCAUCGUGGAGAACGCUACAAGAACAUGAUGGAUCCACUGGGUACCUCUUCCUUAGGUCUCAAACUUCCACCUAAGGAUUUCGAUUUAGGAACCCAGUGCUAGUAUAUCUGGUGUCUGUACGUGUGAAGUACAGAGGUCAAUCUUCAGUCCGCCUCACAUACUUUUCUUCUUGUUUCAAACAGUGCCGGUGUGGUCAUAACUACACGCUAAGGUUUCACGUUGCAUGUUCUAGCCAACACCCAAACUGGCUGCCACCUUGCGCACUGGCUUCUUUUUGUGCCAUGUCCAUUGCCUCCAUUUUAACGUACAAUUUCUGGCAAAGGAAUAUUCAUUUCCCUUCAUUUUAAGUAUAUGACCCUGGAAGAAUGCAGAGUCUGAUUGCAGAAUAAAAUCACCAGUUCAGGAACUUUCCAUUGUUAAGAGGGGUUUUUGUUCCUCUUUUGGGUAAGAAUGUAAUAUGCUUUAUAAGGACAGUCUCUGCACAUUUUUUGUCCUAAAUGUGAUCAGCCUUAAAUAGCAAACAUAGGCUGGCAACUCAUGCAAAACUCCAGAGAGGAGUAUAGCAAACAUGUGCAAUAGCUAAAGACUAAGCACUGGCAAGGUGCCUAUAGAUUAUAUUAUUAUAAAUCCGGGCUUUGUCUGUAGCCGAUUUAAUGAGAACUCUGCUGGGAUGAGUUUUAAUAAUCCAAAAUAAUAUCUAAAUUCAAUCAUUCAAGAACCAAACUAAGUUCCCCAGGCUGUCUCCUGGGCAUACUAUGCAUUGCUUAGACCAUCUUGUUGGGUGGGUUCAUAUUUAUUUUUAUGAAGAACAUACAAUAAUCCUUUGUCUUCCAAUAAACAAAGCCUUUGAUGCAUCUGGAAGCGAUUCCAACAUAGAGCAACGUUUAUCUUUAUUUGCAUUUUGUAAAUUUUUCUCAUUAUCGCCCCUAAAAGCCAUUGUAUAAUUUGUGCCUAAUUUUAUAUUCACACUGUAGUGUGUGCACCCAAACAAUAGCUCCGGUCCUUUGCUGUUUGUGUUUAGUAACAAAACCCUGUCUCUGUUUAUUGUCUUUCCAUAAUUUCUAAAUGUAUUUAACUACUAGAACCUGACUCUAUAUAUUAUAUAUAUAGUAUAUUAAUGUUUAAAAGGCAUAUUCUCUUCUAUGUCAAGCCAUAUGUGUAUGUAAAUAGUUUCCUUUUAACGGCUGGUUGCCGCUGGAAUGUGGUCGCUGCAAGUCCUACUAUAGAAUUAGCGGCUUGUGGCACCAAAACUCUUGGAAAAAAACAACUCCUAAUAGGAGUUUUCCAAUGGAAUUAACGGGACAGACAGCUUCCAUACAUGUUGUUUGUUAACGUCAAGAGGAGGGGGUCAACGUUUUAGAAUUAUUUCUUAUAGGUGUACGAUCUUUGCAGAUAAAGUAUUCUUCUACAGUUCCACUCUGCUUAUACAACUACAAAAUAUAGCAUUAAGUUUCUACUUUCCUUUGAAUACAAGGAGGGAAUAUAGUGGAGCAGAACGUGGCCCGUGCAAAGUGCACUAAUGAUAUGACUUUAAAGUGUCCAUUUCAUGGGCUAUCCAGCCUGUCUAUGAAUCUGAUCAGCAGAAUGUGGAUGUUAAAUCCAUAAACUGCAUCAGAGACUUUUGGCACCAGUCAACAUUUCCCUGUUCUUCAGCUUGUAGCAUGCACACUUGUUCGUGGGUAACACUAUCUUGUGAAAUCUUCCUUGUUCUGUUGUGUUUUGUGUUAGUGUACCUUUGCCAAGUCAGCCCCCAAAAAAUAAAUCACACUUCCUGUCAUGUAGGUGCGGAGAGGAAGGAAUUGUGGAGAAGUGAGUAGGAUGUAUUUGGGGAAAACUAAGUAUUAUGAAAUAUAGAUCACAUUUGCUGAAAGAGACCAAGUUGAUUCUUUGAAAACCUGGAAUAUUUUACAAGAACUGUUUACUUGCUGAGCACUUGCUAAGUGUUCUAGAAAUGUGUCUUUUAUGUGCAACAUCGUUGAGCAGUAAACAAACAUGAGAGCAUUCAUGGAGCCAAGUACUUUGAAGAAAGGAGACCAGCUGGGCAUUGAUGAUAGAACAUCCAGGUUUAAACAAGCACCAGUUCUGAUUUCACAGGCAAUGCAUCAUGGAUAUUUUCUCUGCUUUGCCAGAAAGGCAAAUGUGUUGCAAAAGAAUUCACUCAGAGAGACAAAAGUGUACAUUAACCUCCUGAAUUCCAAAGGAGAAGCACAUUGCUGAAACUCGAUUAGUUAACCCCCAAGUGCUGGGAUUCUCGCAAUAAUCUCCCUAUGCUACUAGUUGUGUCUUUUAUAUCUCUAUUACAGUCUUAUUGUGAAUUUAGAGAGCAUAUACCCAGUAUUGGAAGACCUGUGGACACAGUGACUACAAAACAGUUCUGAUUAGGAAUAUUGAGAUCACCUACCUGGAAGUGAUGGGUUUUGUGUGAGACAACAUUUGUCAAAUGCCCCUUGUGUGGUUGCUGAUAGUUAGACUACAAAAAUUCAGACAUUCCACCUAUUAUCUUUCUUUAAUGUCAUGUCAAAGGGUCUCAGGAAAACCUUUUAGUUAAUUCCACAAACUUCAUACAAUAGUCAAACCUCUAUUCCUGACUAUGGACUACUAAAAUUUGGUGUCAGGUGCGUGCAGAACAUUCACGGAUUAACCAAGCUGCCCUUUGGGGUACAAAUUCUACUGCAUAAUUGCAGUCUCUGGGUGAAGGUUUGCAAAAUAUCCGCUAACUGUCCCAUCUCCAUUCAUCAAAAAGGAACACUAAACCAAUCAUGAAAAUAUACAGAUGUGAAAUCUACUAAACUCUUAUGCAAGAAAGGAGUUUGUUUUGAAAAGAUUAAAAUAUAUCACCUCUCUUUCUCUCUAACGGCGCCCCAAUGUGUAAUGAAUGUCCCCUGCUGUAUCGUCUAGAUUUUUCUUUAAGUUCCAACCUAGAACAAUGCACAUUUCUUCCAAGGUGACAGCAAUAAAGUGACUUUGUGUACUUAUGUAUAAUGAGUGGUAAGUCUUUAGCACUUUCUCUGUCAGUAGGAUUACAUUUGUCAAUAAUUAGUUAUUAGUUUCAUUUUUCUUCCCUGGUGUAUGCCCCCUUCUGCUGGUUUUAUCCCAGGUAACAUCGUGUAUAGUUCUAAUAUAAUUCAUGAAAUGCUGACAAUAUCAAAUUAUUAUUUGUAUGUCUCCCCCCCAUAUUCUCUAGAGCUAGAGGAACCAUAUUGUGUUGUGAGGUUUGUGAGAAAGAUUGGGUUAUGGUAUUUCAAAUACAUUUCAAUAUUUCCUGAAACAGUAAUUAUAUUUCCUGUAGACUGCACUCAAGAACCUCUGUCAGCCAUUAUGUUGCUGAAAUUGCUUCCCCCUCCCCCUCUAAAUAUCUACAUCGCACAACGGAGGAGGAGAUGGACCAUGUCUCUCAGGUCCUGCCUUAUUCGGAGAGAUUUAGAAGAUGCAAAUUUUCCAUUGACCACUCAUAUUGUCAAUGACUUUGCCUUCUUAGCACAACUAUCACAUUGUGCUAAACUCACCUCUUCGGAAGCAAACUGGAACACAGCCAUUUCUCUGUGACCUCUGAGCUGCCAUAUAACAAGACCUGGCCUGUCUAUUCCAGGAAUAGACCUUCUCUAUGAAGUGGUGGACCUUCAGUUCAACAUGCCACCAUUGAUGGUCAACAGAUGUUUCAACACCAUUGAUUGUCAACAGAUGUUUCAACAUGGAAUACCAUAAUACUAUCUUAGUAUUUGAGAUGCACAUGUUUUUGUAAUUUCACUAAAGCCACUAGUAGCUAUGAAUAAUGUCCACUAAAGAGUCCAUGACAGAUAAUUUAUCUUGUCCUGCCAAAACCGGUAGAGUAAACCUGGAGGUUGCAUGGUAGAGUUGUCUAAUGUUAAAAGGUGUUUAGUUUUAGACUAUUUAGACUUUAAUUAAAUCUCCCUUGAAUUAAUGUUACGCUAAGCAUAGUCCCCUGUCAAGUUUUAGUCUAUGCUUUUUUACCUGUAUAUCCCAUAAAACUGCUUGAACCCGACGCAGGCCUCAAAGUGUAAACCAUGACAGCUAACCAUUAAUUUGUUAUCCACACCAUACCAGGCAGAUAUAAUCAAAGAUAGACCAAAUGGAAGAUUUUAGGACAUGUUAACGUUUGUGAGUGUUUGCCUGAUAUUUUGUUUAUAACAUUAAAUUUACCCUAAAAUUUAAAUACAUUGUCAGGUAACCCAUUUGCCUUAUUGAUGUGCUUCACAAUUUUGAAUAUUUUUUUUUGUGUGUCAUAUAAAAUGUUGUGUGUGUGUGUGUGUUUUGUGUCACAUUUUUUGGCACUCUUAUUAUGGACCUAUUACUGAAUAGGCAAAAUCCUAAUUACUUGCAUAAUUUCAAAUUAAGAAACAGACUUUGAGGGUAUCUGACUGUGAGUAAGUACCCAUUAUUAGGUCUGUAUAUUAUAUAUAUUUUUUUCCGAUAGCUGUACAUGAAGAAUAUAUAGAAUCUUUAGAAAAGAAGAGCAUUCUAAUUAAAUAUCUAGAUAUAUAUACAUGUAUUCAUAUAUAUCUAUAUAGUGCACAUAUAUAAAUUUAUUGUACAUUAGUCAUUUAAAAAAAAAAAAAUAUUGUUAUCCUUGAGGCCCUACCUCAGAUUUUGUAUUUAUGUGUAC
This is a messenger RNA of Pelobates cultripes (western spadefoot toad), 63373 nucleotides long. The record is from the annotation of a GenBank genome assembly. NCBI's taxonomy places the organism in Eukaryota, Metazoa, Chordata, Amphibia, Anura, Pelobatidae.